This is a messenger RNA of Vespa crabro (European hornet), 56579 nucleotides long. RefSeq names its product titin (gene sls). Gene Ontology annotation, molecular function: protein binding. Lineage: Eukaryota; Metazoa; Arthropoda; Insecta; Hymenoptera; Vespidae. The transcript has 80 exons. The record is from RefSeq and is a predicted model, not a curated record. The coding region runs from base 502 to 55470 and encodes 18322 amino acids.
GAGGAACGCGCUUAACGAUUCGCUUGUUUACUUUUCGUUGGUGCCUUCUACCGAGGCAAAAAAAAAAACAACGAACAAAUUCGCAUGGAAGGAAAAAAAGACAAAAGAAGAAAAAAAAGAUAAAAGGGAAAAGAAAAAAAGAGAGGAAAAAAGGAAAAUAAAAUAGAAAUCUUCCCUUAUUCCACGUUAAACGCGAUUUCAGGUGUAUCCUUGCAAUAUGACACGAGCAAUCGAGAACGAUCCGUCGAUGAAGAAUUAUUGGAAUGUUCACCGAGGUACGUAGCAUUGAAGGAUCUCUUUCUACCUCAAGAAGAAAUCAAGCUCAGCCUAACUAAUCAUCGACACGCAUCGAUUUACGAAUUUGCACUGGCACCUAGUUACAGCUGCGAGGACGGCAGUUAUCUUGAAAAUCGUGCCGGUGAAUACGAGUACGAGGAGAGGACAGGAGAACCGUACGCUAAGCCAAAACGUCUUGACUUUUCUGAUAUCGAGAGAAACGGGAUGUAUUGCGACCUCAAUCAGGACGACGAGAAUGAGGAUGAUUUGCAUACGCAGUUAUUUCGCAGGAUCGAGUCAAACGUCCAAGGGGAAAUAGUGAUGCAAACGACGCCAACGAUACCAACAUUCACCGGCAGACCAGGCGAUCCGUCGCCUCCGGUUUUCGAGCAGAUCUUUAAAAAUGCAAGAUUCGCCCAAGGUGGAAAUGCCAUUUUCGAAGGAUGCGUACGUGGAAAUCCAAAACCGAACGUUUCUUGGACACACAAGGGUGCUCCUUUAUUGGAAUCACGAAAAAUUCGGAUGUCUUACGACGAUAAGACCGGUAUGGUUACGUUACAAAUCAAUCAGAUAGGUCCAGGAGAUGAGGGUGAAUAUACAUGUAGUGCCAAAAAUCAAUACGGAGAAGCGAUCUGCUCGGUGUAUAUUCAACCGGAAGGAUUCGGACCUCCGCCUCAACAACAAUUAGGUAGUUAUAAAAAGGAAUUUGCUCAAACCUUCCAAACGACCGAACAAAAAACUGGUAGCCAGACUUAUCAGCAACGUAGUUAUCAGCAAAUGUACGACAAGCGAAGUUAUGUCAAUGGAACGUCUAGCAUUGAGGACUUUAAGGUGGAUACUUUCGAAUAUAGAUUGUUGCGCGAGACGGAAUUCCGAGAAUCGAUUACGCGUCGUUUUGUAGGCGAAUCAGACUCGCAGAUUUCUACGGUAAUUGAUCGCAGUCUGGGUCCGGUCGCACCAGCGCAAAUCGUUCAAAAACCAAGAAAUUCGAAGCUCAUUGAAGGAUCUAAUGCCGUUUUUACUGCUAAAAUAACCGGAAAUCCAAAACCAAGGUUGACUUGGUUCAAAAAUGGCCAGAGGAUCCGCGACUCACAACGCGUGGAAAUGAGUUAUUCGAAUCAGCAAGCGACUUUGAAAAUCAGGGUCGCACUACCGGAAGAUAGUGGCCACUAUACUUUAUUAUCUGAAAAUCAACAAGGUUGCACAGUAAGCUCGGCAUAUCUAGCUGUUGAAUCUAGUGAUCAAGUCGAUCAAGCGGUUCAUCAGAUGCAACAAAGAGAGAUUGCGAAAAGCCAACAAAUAGAUUCUUCGUCAUCAGAAUCCGAAACUGGUAAAGUACUUCCGCCUAAUUUCGUUCGUACUUGCGCUGACCGAGAAGCUACCGAAGGAAAGAUGACAAGGUUUGAUUGUCGUGUAACGGGUCGACCAUAUCCAGAAGUAACAUGGUACAUCAAUGGACAACAAGUAGCCAACGAUUUAACUCAUAAAAUUCUUGUUAACGAAUCGGGCAAUAAUUCGCUGAUGAUCACCAACGUGAGUCGGUCUGACGCCGGUGUCGUUACUUGCAUUGCUAGAAACAAAGCUGGUGAAACGUCUUUUCAAUGUAAUCUCAACGUCAUCGAGAAGGAACAAGUUGUUGCACCAAAAUUUGUCGAACGUUUUACGGCUACUAAUGUUAAAGAGGGUGAACCUGUAGUAUUUACGGCACGUGCGGUUGGUACUCCUGUUCCACGAAUCACCUGGCAGAAGGAUGGUGUACCAAUUGCACCGGGUCCAGACGUGCGCAUAUCGAUGGAUGGCAGUGGAGCAUCGACUUUGGAUAUACCUUGCGCUAAAUUCUCUGAUGCCGCAUGGUAUCAAUGUACCGCACAAAAUGUGGCUGGCUCCACUGCAACCCGAGCACGGCUUUUCGUUGAAACACCGAAGGGAGCCGCACCAGAACCAAGACGCUUGAAUUUACCCCGACCGACAAAAAUCAUCGAACCAGAACCAACACCUGGCCCCGAAGUGAUCUACCUAAGACACGUAGAACGAGCCAAACCAUAUUUGCCUCCUCCUGAAGAAGAUAAAAUUUAUCCACCACCACGUUUUAUUAUACCAUUAAGAGAUGUGCAUCAAAUUGAAGGUGGACGUAUUCACUUCGAGGCCAGAAUCGAACCGGUGGGCGACCCCACUAUGAGGGUUGAGUGGUAUGUUAACGGAAGAGCUCUCGACGCAAGCUCACGCGCUACAUCCAUCUUUCGAUUCGGCUUUAUUUCUCUCGAUCUUAUCAGUAUAGUUCUUCAAGAUAGCGGUGAAUAUCUAUGUCGCGUCGUUAGCUCUACCGGAGUUGCUGAAUCUCGUGCCACUCUUAGCGUGACACCACGCGCUACGAUCGAGCAAGCCAGCCAACACCCCGACAGUCUUCAAUAUAUCCAACAGCUCGAAGAUUAUAGCAAAUAUCAAAGGCAGGAGAGCGUGGAGGAGAUAUCAUCUUCACAACGACCGGUCUUCAUCCGACCACUCCAGGAUCUUGGUGAGCUACAGGAAGGUCGUAACGCUCAUUUUGAGGCGCAGUUGACACCUGUUAGCGAUCCUACCAUGAAAGUGGAGUGGUACAAGGAUGGUAGACCAAUCACAGCUAGUUCAAGAAUCACAACCAUCUUCAACUUCGGAUACGUCUCACUUAACAUAUUGCACCUACGGGCUGAAGAUGCAGGUUCUUAUACAGUUAAAGCUGUGAAUCGUUUGGGAGAGGCUAUCAGCUCCGCGACUCUCCGUGUCUUUGCAAGAACAAGUGUUACGACAGAUUUAGGUAUUCCUGAGCAACAGAGAUAUAUUGAAGCUGCCGAGGAGUUGGAAGCUUACCAACAGGCUAUUCACCAAAAAUAUGUGCAAGAACAGCCUGAACCGACUAGCCCACCGGAAUUUAAAUCGCCUAUUAAGGAUCAAAAUGGAAUACGAGAAGGCGGCUUUGCUCAUUUCGAAGCCCGUUUAGAGCCAGUUGGUGACGCUGAUUUACGCGUUGAAUGGCUCAAAGAUGGACGCCCUGUAGAAGCCAGUUCACGAAUUACAACAUUCUUUAAUUUCGGCUACGUUGCACUUACCAUUAAAUACGUCACGAUUCACGACGUUGGCGUUUAUACAUGCCGUGCUUAUAACAGAGUUGGCGAGGCCCAUACCACCGCUCAAUUAAGUGUUAUUAGCAAGAACGAUGUCAUCUAUGACAGUCAACAUCCUACCGGCUUACAGAGAAUUCAAACGCUUGAGGAUUCGAGCAAAUAUAUGCGUCAAGUGCAAGAGGAAGUACAGGUGAAGCAAGCACCACGUUUCUUAGGUACUUUGAAAGGGACCAAUAAGAUCGUCGAAGGUCAGCGCGCGCACUUUGAAGCCCGAGUCGAACCUCAAAGUGAUCUGACUAUGAAAAUCGAAUGGUAUCAUAAUGGCAAAUCCAUUACUGCUGCUAAUAGAAUUCAAACCUAUCACGAUUUUGGAUACGUAGCGAUCGAUAUUCUUCAAGUUCGACCUGAAGAUGCUGGUACAUAUACCGUGGUUGCGAGAAACGCUCUUGGCGAAGCUCAACUUUCAGCGACUAUGAUCGUCGAGACACGGUCAAGCGUAGAUACCAGCAGUAUGCAUCGCGGUACCUUUGAAAAAACUCAACGUCUCGAAGAAUCUAAAUUCGUCGAGCCACAAUAUCACAUCGAAGAAAUAUCUAAAUCUAAACCUAUUUUCGUACAACCAUUGAGCGAUCCAAAGCCAGUUAGCGAAGGGAAAAAUAUUCAUUUGGAGUGCCGCCUAGAACCAAUGGGAGAUCCAACUAUGAGAGUCGAAUGGUUCCAAAAUGGACGACCUGUAACAGUUGGUUCAAGAUUCAGAACAUAUUACGACUUUGGAUUCGUCGCCCUGGAUAUUGUACAUUCAACGAUUUAUGAUUCAGGAGAAUAUACUGUUAGGGCUACCAAUCAUCUUGGUACUGCACAUACUUCUGCUUGUGUCAGAGUCAUCGGUAGAUCCGAUGUUGUAACAGAAACGCAAAACGAACAGUCGCUUGAGCAAAUUCAAAUGCUGGAGGAUUCUUCAAAAUAUCGUAAGACUCAGCAAGAAGAAGUUACAGUAAUGCAGGCACCUCAAUUUACUCGAGCACUUCAUAACAUCGAAACUGUAGAAUUAACGAAUGUCCAUCUCGAGUGUCGCCUUCAACCAGUCGGUGAUGCAACCAUGAGAGUAGAAUGGUUUGUUAAUGGAAGACCAGUCAAAACUGGACACCGAUUUAGGCCAUCUUAUGAAUUCGAUUAUGUGGCUUUGGAUAUACUUGGUGUUUAUCCCGAAGACUCUGGGGUUUAUACUUGCCAAGCAACUAAUCAAUUAGGCGAAGCUGUCACUUCGUGUUCGGUACGAGUACAUGCGAAGAAGGAUCUCUUACUGGAGUCUCAACAUCCAGAAGGCUUAGAAAGAAUACAGUACUUGGAAGAUGCUUCAAGAUACAAAAGACACGAGUUGGUUGACGAAGUUGUAACCGUAAAGCCCAAAUUCAUUACUAGUCCAAAGAAUCAAGAAAAUCUUAGGGAAGGACAACACGCUCAUUUCGAAUGUAAGCUUGAACCUGUAACGGACUCUAACUUGAAAGUUGAAUGGUAUAAGAACGGUCGUCCAGUUACAAUAGGACACCGAUUCCGUCCAAUUCACGAUUUUGGUUACGUUGCAUUGGAUGUAAUCGAUUUAAUUGCCGAAGAUUCUGGAACGUAUACUUGCCGAGCCGUCAAUCUCGUUGGUAGCGACGAAGUUUCUUGCACAUUAUCUUGCCGCUCCACGGCACAAAUUCUAACAGAUACACGAAACGAAAGUGGCCUCGAGCAGAUUCAUUAUCUUGAAGAUCGUUCCAAAUAUCAUCGGCAGGAAGUGAUCGAGGAAACAACAACGCAGGCACCAAUCUUUACCACUUCCUUAAACAAUGUGGAAAUCAAAGAGGGACAAAGAGCUCAUUUCGAGUGCAGACUCAUUCCUGUGUCGGAUACAACGAUGAAAGUUGAAUGGUUCCAUAAUAAUACGCCUGUCAAGGCUGGUUCAAGAUUCGUAGAAACCAACAGUUUUGGUUUCGUUGCACUCGAUAUCAUGUAUGCAUAUCCAGAUGAUUCUGGUACAUACACUUGCCGUGCCAAGAACAUCAUCGGAGAGGCUAUUACUUCAGCAACUGCUGUAGUACAUUCGAAAAAAUCAAUUUACAUGGAGUCACAUAACGAAGAAGCUUUAGAGAGACUUCGUUACCUCGAAGAUACCUCUCGUUAUCAACGUAAAACUGUACAAGAAGAAACGGUUACGCAAGCACCAGUUUUCACAAUGCCGAUCAAAGAUUUGCGUGUGGCUGAGAAUCAAGCGGCUCAUUUUGAAGCACGUGUUAUUCCAGUUGGUGAUUCCAAGCUCAAAGUAGAAUGGCUUCGUAAUGGUGUACCUAUUGCUGCUUCAAAUCGCGUAACGACAAUGCAUGAUUUUGGAUAUGUCGCUUUGAACAUGAAGUAUGUCAAUCCUGAAGAUUCAGGUACUUACACUUGCCGUGCAACAAACGAUCUAGGAGAAGCCGUAACUUCAGCGACACUUUUCGUUCAAUCAAAAGCAGCCCUGCAAUUCGAGUCGCAACACGAAAGUGCCUUAUCCAAACUCCAAGCCCUGGAAGAUACCAGCAAAUAUCAACGUCGCGAGGAAGAAGAGAUAGUGGUGAAAGAGAAGCCUUCAUUUACGGUUCAAUUGAAUGGGCCUUCGAAGUUAGUCGAAGGACAAAGUGCACAUUAUGAAUGCCGCAUAGAACCCUAUCCUGAUCCGAACAUGAAGGUGGAGUGGUUCCACAAUGGUAAACCACUAUCCACCGGUCACAGGUAUAGAACAGCUUGUGACUUUGGCUUCGCAUCUUUGGACGUUCUGACAGUUUAUGCUGAGGAUUCGGGCACAUACACCUGCCAGGCCACCAAUAAACUGGGAACGGCCAAGAGCUCGAUAAAUCUUGAUGUAAAAUCACGCUCCUCUAUAAUCCGCGAAACCCAACACGAAAGUGCUCUUAAGAAGAUACAAUAUCUCGAAGAUGAUUCUCGUUACAAACGUACCGAGGAAGAAGAUUUCAUAAUCGCUGAGAAGCCUAAAUUUGGAAGACCAUUGAAGAAUAUUGAACACUUACCUGAAGGGAAGAACGCUCAUCUCGAAGCAACAUUGACGCCAGUUAAUGAUCCCACGAUGAUCGUUGAAUGGUUCAGAGAUGGAAGGCCCGUACCUCAAGGACACAAAUUUAAGACCACUUACGACUUUGGAUACGUCGCUCUGGAUAUUCUUUACGCUUAUCCUGAAGAUUCUGGCACGUAUAUGUGUAAAGCCAGAAAUGCUGUUGGUGAAGCUGUCACCACGUGCGUCAUCAGCGUAGACUCUAAGCAAGGUCUCUUCCUGGAUACCCUAGAUGCUCAACGUUUACAAAAGAUACGAGAAUUGGAAACCGUUGAAAUUAAAGAAGAAGUCGAAAAGGAAGUGGUUCAUCAAAAACCCGUAUUUUUAACGCCAUUAAACAACCUGGAUCAUUUGAAGGAAGGUGAACACGCUCAUUUGGAAUGUCGCGUCGAACCGAUCAACGAUCCGAAUUUGAAGAUCGAAUGGUUCGUAAACGGAGUUGCCGUAAGGACUGGUCAUCGCUUCCGUACCACACACGAUUUUGGUUAUGUCGCUCUCGAUAUUUUGUAUACUUAUCCAGAAGAUUCAGGAACUUAUAUGUGCAAAGCAACGAAUUUGGCUGGAGAAGCAGUGAAUACGUGCACGAUUAAAGUUGGCUCUCGUCGCAGUAUACUUUUGGACACACAACAUCCGGAUGGUCUCGAGAAGAUUCGUGAACUUGAAGCUCAAGGUCAUCCUGCUCGAUUAGAAGUAGAGGAACCUCCAUUAACACCACCGAGAUUUGUUUCUGAGCUCAGGGGCACUACUGAAGUUUACGAAGGUCAGACAGCUCACUUUGAAUGCCAAGUGGAACCACUUCACGAUGCCAAUCUUCGAAUCGAAUUCUUCCACAAUGGCAAGCCAUUACCAUCGGCAUCUCGUUUCCACAUGACCUUUGAUUUUGGAUAUGUGGCAUUGGACAUCAGUCACACAGUACCCGAAGAUGCAGGACAAUAUUCUGUGAAAGCUAUAAAUGCCCUUGGACAAUGCGUAUCUUCCAUCGAACUUAAGGUGAUACCGCGUGACAAUAUCAUUUUGGAUUCUCAACGACCAGAAGGAAUGGACAAGAUUCGCGAACUCGAAGCUCAACAACCAUGGAAAAGGCCAGACAUACCAGAACCACAAACGAGACAACGACCCGUUUUCACGCAGCCCUUGCAAAAUAUCGAUGCUAUACCCGAAGGCCAUACAGCUCACUUCGAAUGUAGACUCAUACCUGUUGGCGAUCCUACUCUAAAAGUGGAAUGGUUCAGAAAUGAAGUACCUUUGGAAACAAGCUCCCGUAUAACGAAGGUUCAUGAUUUUGGAUACGUGGCUUUGGAUAUUACGCAUGUUCGCGAUGAAGACGAAGGUGUCUACAUGUGCCGUGCUUCCAAUCCGCUUGGAGAAGCAGUUACUACAGCAUCGAUGAAAAUUAAGACUAAAGCCAGUAUUCAAUUGGAUACCCAACAUCCUGAAGCACAGCGUAGAAUUGCUCAAUUAGAAGCCGAUAAAGGACCUAGCCGAGCGGAGGAACCAGAUAAGGUUUUCGACAAACCUAUCUUUACUCAGUUAUUAACUGGACCUACGGAACUCUGGGAGGGUCAGCUUGCCAGAUACGAAUGUAGAGUCGUUCCCGUGGGUGAUGCUAGUUUGAGAUUUGAAUGGUAUAUGAACGGGAUCGAGUUGAAAAUGGGAUCUCGCUUCCAUGUCAAUCAUGAUUUUGGUUAUGUAACAUUGGACAUAUUGAAAGUCAUACCAGAAGAUUCUGGAGUGUACACUUGUAAAGCUAUUAAUAAAAGCGGAGAAGCCGUUUCAUCGAUUUCUCUCAAAGUUAAAGCACGGUCUGCGAUCGAUGCUCAAAGUAUACAACCGGAUGCAUGGCAAAAGAUUCAACUGAAGGAAGCGGAAAUGAAUAAAGUACCAGAGAUGUUCGUUGAUACAACACCUCAACAAGCACCGGUAUUCACGAAACAUCUGGAAAGUUAUGAUAAGUUGGUCGAAGGACAACAUGUUUAUCUUGAAGCUCAAGUAGAGCCAAGAGCUGAUCCUAAUUUGCGAGUAGAAUGGUUCAAAAAUGGUAUAUCCCUACAAACUGGUACAAGGUUACGUAGUACCUUUGAUUUUGGCUUAGUCACACUGUCCAUCAACGGUCUAAGACCAGACGAUUCAGCCAUUUACACCUGCAAAGCUACAAAUCUACUUGGAGAAGCAGUGUCUACGUGUAGCUUGAAAAUUGUGGAUCGCCACUGGCUUCUUGGUGAUACUCUUCAUCCGGACGCAUUACCCAAAAUUGAUGCUCUUGAACAACCACAAAUCGGUACUACCGAGCAACCAGAACCCGUGUACGAAGAGCCAGUUUUCAUAACUCACUUGAACAAUGUAGAAUGUGUUGAAGGUGAUAACGUUCACUUCGAGUGUAACGUGGAACCAUCAAAGGAUCCAACUAUGAAAAUUGAAUGGUUCAUGAAUGGGAAGCCACUACCAACCGGUGCACGAUUCAAGUCGACUUACGAUUUUGGAUAUGUUGCACUCGAUAUUACGCAUAGCUACGAAGAGGAUUCAGGCAUCGUGACGGUUAAGGCAACGAAUUCCAAGGGAACAGCACAGACAUCAGGUACCCUGAAAUGCAUCAGCAAACAAAGUAUUUACCUGCAGACUCAACAUCCGCAAGGUGAAGCUGGAUUGGAAAAAGUUAAAGAAGCCGAGGACGCUUAUCUAUCGAAAUAUAGAAGACCGGAUGAUAAACCGGAACAUGAAUAUCCGAAACCAAUUUGGACCGUACCUCUUCAACCGGAAUUCAAGUUAGGAGAAUCUGAACCUCUUCAUUUGGAAGGACAGGUCGAACCUAAGGAUGAUCCUGAUUUGAAAAUCGAAUGGUAUUUCAAUGGUAAAGCUUUGGAGCAUGGAGCUCGUUUUAAAAUGACCAGCGACUUUGGAUUUGUUACCUUGGAUCUUACGGAUGUUUACGAUAGAGAUUCUGGUAUUUACACUUGUAAAGCAUAUAACAAAGCUGGAGAAGCGUUUACAUCUACGACCGUAUAUUGUUCGACUAAAGAAAGUAUUAUCGAAAAAUCUCAACAUCCAAAGGGCAAGGAAGGUCUGGAAGCUAUUCAAGACCUCGAGGAAUCUCUGAAACGGCAGGAUGGUGCUUUGCCUGAAAGCGAAGAGGGACAUCCUCCCGUUUUCACCUCACAAUUCGAGAACCUGACCAAUCUAUCGGAAGGUGAGAUAGCUCAUUUCGAGGCAUCGCUUACACCAACCGGCGAUCAGACUAUGGUGGUUGAAUGGUUCUAUAAUGGAAAAUCAUUAGAAGCUAGUCAUCGUACUAGAACCGUUUACGCCUUUGGUAUGGUCGUAUUGGAAGUCCUUGGUACUAAAAUUGAAGAUUCGGGCACCUAUUCUUGUAGAGCAACGAACAAAUGGGGUAAAGCAGAGAUAAGCGUUCAACUCGAAUGCGUAGACAAGUCGAAGGGACAAAAACCAAAAUUCACCACUCAUAUACAGUCCUUGGAAGGUCUUAAAGAUGGACAAUCGGUACAUUUCGAGUGUACUCUUAUUCCUGUGGGCGAUCCACAUAUGAAGGUCGAAUGGUUCCACAAUGGACAGCCCCUUAGACACUCUUCUCGUUUCAAAAUGGUUUCCGAUUUUGGAUUCGUCGUUAUGGACAUCGCUGGGGUUAUGUCGCAUGACACCGGAGAAUACGUGUGCAAAGCUAGCAACAAAUAUGGCGAAGAUUAUACGAAAGCGACCAUUAAAUGUUUCGGAAAAAGUGGAGUAUACCUAGAUUCUCUUCAACCUGAUUCUCUCGCUAGAAUUCGCGAGCUUGAAAGCUACGGCGGUGAACAACCGACUACUCCAACUACUCCUGUUGCCGAACCACCCAAGUUCAUCACGCAAAUUGCAGACAUAACAAAACUCGUGGAAGGACAAUCUGCUCAUUUCGAAGCCAGACUGACUCCUGUUAAUGAUCCAGACUUGAAAGUUGAAUGGUAUUACAAUGGUAAAAAGCUACCUCACGGUCAUCGUUAUAGAACUUUCCAUGACUUCGGUAUCGUCAUUCUCGACAUACUUUAUUGUUACGAAGAAAAUUCCGGUGUAUACGAAUGCAGAGCCUUCAACAAGUACGGCGAAGAUACGACUAAAGCGACAUUGAAAUGUUUUUCAAAAUCCAGCCUUAUUCUGGAAUCCCAAUUACCAAAAGGAAUGGAAGGUGGUUUAGAGAAAAUCCAAACCCUCGAGGACUCUAUGAUUCGUACUAGAGACGAGAAAACAGUUGAAGAACGUGGAAAAGCUCCAGUUUUUACUGUACCUUUAAGCAACAUCGAUGGUCUUCGGGAAGGAGAAAGUGCUCACUUUGAAGCCAGACUUACACCUACGGAUGAUCCAAGAUUAAAGGUCGAAUGGUUCUGGAACGGUAAACCGCUUCGAACAGGUUCACGCUUUCGAACAUUCUGUGAUUUCGGUUUCGUUAUUUUGGAGAUCUCACCAAUUUACCCUGAAGAUUCCGGAGAAUAUAGUUGUCGAGCAAUUAACGAUUACGGUGAAGCAGUAACCACUUGUACUAUGAAGUGCACGGGAAAACGCAGUAUAAUUCUUGAAUCACAAUUGCCAAAAGGCAUGGAGAGUACAAUAGAUAAGAUAGCUGAACUCGAAGGUCUUGGAAACGAACCUGGGCAACCAAGUCCCGAUGAUGAUACAGGAAAACCACCAGAAUUCAUCACUACUCCAUCGGAUUUAACGCUUGCAGAGAAUUCCUUAGCUCAUUUCGAAUGCAGACUCGUACCUAUCAACGAUUCUAGCAUGAGAGUUGAAUGGUUCCAUAAUGGAAAGCCUCUUCUAGCUGGUACCAGAGUAAAAACCAUUCAUGAUUUUGGUUUUGUCAUUUUGGAAGUGGCCAAUUGCUAUCAACGAGAUUCUGGCCUUUACACGUGUAAGGCAACCAAUCGUCACGGAGAAGCUACGGUGUCCUGUAAGUUGCAAGUUCGUGGUCGUCAAGGUAUUAUUUUAGAACCACAAUUGCCUAGCAAUUUCAAGACCGGUACCGAAAGUAUUCAAAAACUAGAAGAAUCCCUCUACAAGAAAGAUGAAAUCCUUGCGGAAGAGGAAACUCCUAAUCCACCGAGAUUCAUAGUUGAAUUAAAAGAUAUCGAGGUCGAGGAAUCUGGCCCAAGUCACUUCGAUUGUAGAGUCGAACCGGUCGGUGAUCCGACGAUGCGCGUUGAAUGGUACCACAAUGGUCGACCUUUCGCAACUGGUUCUCGCGUACAUCAAAUUAAUGACUUUGGAUUUAUUUCACUGGACAUGUCUUAUACGUAUGCGAGAGACAGCGGCGAAUACGUGUGCAGAGCUACGAAUAAAUGGGGUACUGCGACUACAAAAGCAACCAUAACGUGUAAAUCUAAAAAGACAAUAGAUUUCGAUUCACAACUACCAUCAGGUAUGAGCGGUGAAAAAUUAAAGGAGUUAGAACGUGGACCUAUCAGCGAACCACCUGUCGAAGAAGCACCACGGGAACCUCCUCGUUUUAUUACUCAAAUUCAGUCGGCUACAGUCGACGAAUCAGAACCAGUUAGGUUCGAGUGCCGAGUGGAACCAAAAGAUGACCCUAAUUUACGCAUCGAAUGGUAUAGGAAUGGAAAAAUUAUUCCUGCAGGGCAUAGAUAUAGAACUGUAUAUGAUAUGGGCUUCGUAUCCAUGGACAUUUUAUAUGUAUAUCCUGAAGAUUCUGGUGAAUACGUAUGUAAGGCCAUCAAUGAUCUUGGAGAAGAUACCACUAAGGCAUCUGUAUCUUGCAAAAAACUUCCAAGUAUCAUCCUCCAGAACCAGGUACCAAAAGGCAUGAAGAAAUCGGAAGCUUUGAUGCAAAUGGAAGCGACUAUUAAAAAAUAUACAUCCGAAGUUCAUCUGACCGAAGAUGAUCUCUAUGAUGCCGAUAAGAAACAACCACCGCGUUUCGUUACACAAAUUCAGGAUCAAACGGAACUUGUCGAAAUGAACAGCACUAAAUUCGAAUGUCAAUUGGCACCAGUAGGUGAUCCAAAUAUGAAGGUUGAAUGGUUCUUCAAUGGCAAACCACUUCCACAAAAGAACAGAUUUACACCGAUAUACGACUUCGGUUACGUUGCUAUGAACUUUGGUUGGGUGUAUCCGGAAGAUAGCGGAGAGUAUCUCUGCAGAGCGACUAACUUGUAUGGAAUGGAUGAAACUAGAGCGAUAAUUCGAACCGCAGGAAAACCUGGUAUCAUUUACGAGUCUCAAUUACCAAAGGGCAUGAAGAGUAUUGAAAAAAUACGAGAAAUGGAAGCCGCAUGGCAGAUUGUUCCCGAAGAGGAGGGCGAAGAAGAAAAAGUACGUGCACCACCAGUGUUUGUGAGCAAACCAGAACCAGUUACCGUUGAAGAAGGCGAUUGGUCCAGAUUUUGCUGUCGCGUUACAGGCCACCCAAGACCACGAGUUAUGUGGAUACUCAAUGGACACACUGUCGUUAAUGGAUCGCGUUACAAAUUAACCUACGACGGCAUGUAUCAUCUUGAUAUACCAAAGACUAGACAGUACGAUCAUGGAAAGGUCGAAGUAAUCGCAAGAAGUUCCGUUGGGGAAUCACGUACAGAAACUUUCUUAACGGUUAAGCAGCGAAGCGACGACUAUCGUGGGGUAUUGAAGAAUUCACCUAGACCUUGGUACGAUUAUGGGCUAACCCAAUACCAGUCGGAGAGACAGAACACAGAACUCGAGCGUGUGUUCGAGGAACGUCACCAAACCGUUUCUCAAGGCAUUGAGAUUGCGACCGAACAUCUUGGGCAAAAGGUCUUUAAAGAACCUGAAGCCGAAUGGCAGAAAUCGGUAAAGAACAAAAAGAACGAGGACUAUUAUCAAAAGUUGAUGAGCUUGGAAGAGGAGCAAGUGUUGAAGGAAUCUAGAUUGAGAGAAACUUCCCAUCAGUUCGCCAUUCCUGGUGACAAAGUGGUAUCUCAUUCCGUGGCUAAAGGAAUGGCUCAGAAAUAUCAGGAAAGUCUAGAAACGCAAGACACGAAAAUACAAGAAACAACUCAAGUGACACCACCACCACCACCACAACCUAAAUUCGCGAAAAAGCCGCAUGUAACUGAGGUAGAUAUCGACACUGAGCGUUUAAAGGGCACAGGAAGACCUCCCCCGGAACCUUCUGAAUCUUUGGUUCAUGGACGGGAGGUUCACGUGGCAAAACAAAAACAGACCCAGAAAGAGGUAAAGGGUGACUUAGAAAUAACAAGGAAAAUAACAGCUACUGAAACGACGGAAGUCGAGCACAAGGCCAAGACACAAGAACGCGUGGUCCAAGGACAAAUGAAACCGGCGAAACCGCCAGUUUUCACGAAGAAGAUUCAACCAUGCAGAGCCUUUGAACAAGAACAAGCGAGAUUCGAGGUCGAAUUCGAUGGAGAUCCAUUACCAACCAUAAAAUGGUACAGAGAAGACUUCCCGAUCCAGAACUCACCGGAUCUUCAAAUCUACACGUUCAGCACCAAGUCGGUUUUAAUUAUUCGUCAGGUCUUCAUGGAAGAUUCUGCAGUGUUUUCCGUUAUCGCUGAAAAUCGUGGAGGCAAAGCUAAAUGCAGUGCCAAUCUCGUUGUCGAGGAACGUAGAAGACAACCUGGAAGAGGUGGAGUCGUACCACCUAGUUUUCUAUCUACCAUACAAAAUACUUCGGUAACAACUGGACAAUUGGCCCGUUUUGAUGCCAAAGUCACUGGCACCAAACCUUUGGACGUUUACUGGUUGAAGAACGGCAAAAAAGUGACGGCUGAUAUCCGUUACAAAACUUUGGAAGAGGAUAACAUUUACACUCUUCUUAUUUUGGAAACUAUACCAGAUGAUUCAGGUAAAUACGAAUGCGUUGCUAUCAACAGUGCCGGCGAGGCACGUUGCGACGCCGAAUGCACGGUUCGUGGACCUCAGUCCCCAACAAAGACCGCAAAACCAACAACGCCUGGUGUAGAGAAGGCACCUUCUGUUCUGGAACCUCUUAAAGAUCAAACGAUUAAAGAAGGAACGUCCGUAGCGUUCGCUUGCAAAAUAACAGGAAAGCCUGUACCUACUGUUCAAUGGAAGAAAGGCGAUAAGGUUAUCAAGCCAUCAAAGUAUUUCCAAAUGCAAAAAGAUGGUGAUCUUUGUACUUUGAAAAUCACAGAGGCCUUUCCCGAGGACGAAGGUGUUUAUAAAUGUAUUGCCAAAAAUCCUGCCGGCGAUGUUACUACUUCAGCAAAUUUGAGAGUUCUUGCCCCAGAUGCGGCUGAUGUUUUGCCAAAAUUAUCGCCGCUGAAAGAUCAAAUAGUUUCGGAGGGACAACCAGCACAAUUUAAAACUCAGGUUACUCCAGCGAAACCAAAGCCAACGAUUCAAUGGUACAGGGAAGGUGCCCUUAUACCACAGUCGCCCGAUUUUCAGAUGAUUCACGAGGGCAACAAUGCUGUACUGUUAAUUGCAACAACUUACGAAGAGGACACUGGCACUUUCAGCUGCAGAGCUACGACCUCAGCCGGUACCGUAGAAACCUCUGCGAAACUCAUCGUCAAAAAACGGAAAGGGACUUAUUACGAGGUCCCUGCCGAAUCGGGCCCAGGUUUAAAAGCUGGGGAGAAAAUUUUUGAUGGUCUAGAAAAAGGGAAGGAUGUAAUAUUGAAACCAUUGCUUCUGGAUGAAGAGGGUUUACCUCUUCAACCCGGAGAUGAAUCAUUACCUUGGCGAAGAGGUCGAGUAAGUCAUCGACCUCGACCUACGAAUGUUACUCCCUGGAGGAGGGAAAAACCAAAAUCUAGAGAUGUAUCAUUGGACAAAUUAGAAUCGGUUGAGAGUAAAAAGAAACCUUGGACGGAAGAACAAAUCGUCUUGAAAAAGACCCCACAAACAACGCGUGACAUUCCGAAAGAAAAAUUGGAACAAGUCGAACUCAAGCCUACGAAGAUUGAUAAAAUAGAGAUAAGACGACCUAGUCAGGAAACGAUAACAUUGAAACCAGUAACCAAAGAUGUAACGUUAAUUAGAAAAGAGAUCUCUGACACUUCAUAUGCCGAUGAAGUUUCAAAAGAUGUGUACGUUGAGGAAGAAGAUGCUAAACGUUUAAAACUAUCACGCAGGGUGGAUGAAUCGGUUCUCAGGAAAGACGAAGAAAAACCUAAGCCAUGGACCGAAGAAAAAAUUACUCUUAAGAAAAGCGAACCUGUUAAAAAGCCAGUUUCGAAGGAAACGAUUGAAAUCGAAUUAAAGCCAGCUAAAACGGAAAAGACAGUUAUGAAGAAAGAUGAUAAAGUCGAAUACGUGGAACAAGAAGACACCACACUUUUAGAUGUAUCUAAGAUAUCCGAAGAGAAGAGAAUUACGAAAGAAAAAAUUGUUGCUGAAAAAGUAGAAGAAGCUAAACCUUGGACGGAAGAAAAAGUUACUUUAAAGAAAGCUAAGGUCGAAAGAAAAGCAUUAAUCAAAGAAACACCAGAAACUGUUGAACUUAAACCGACUAAACCUGUUAAAACGGAAGUGCAGAAAUCAAUACUCGAAGAAGUUGAUCUCAAGCCAGUCACUAAAACGACUACAGAAAUAACUACUAAGGAAGACAUUCGAAAGGAUGAAUAUCGUGAUGAAGAGAGUAUCAAAUUACUUCGCGUAUCUACUGACGUAAAAGAAACAAAAAAAAUAGAUAAGGAAGAAGUUGAAGGUAAACCUUGGACCGAAGAAAAAAUCACGUUGAAAAAAGCAAGACCAGAUAAAAAAGACAUUCCUAAAGAGGAAGUCGAAAAGGUCGAUUUGAAGUCUCCGAAAAAGGAAACGAUUGAUAUCAAGAAACCAAGCAUAAAAGAUAAAACAAUCGAAAAGAAAUUAACAACAGAAGAAACUGGUCCAUAUACCGAGGAAGAGGAUGCAACAAGAUUGACUGUCACUUCUGAUACGAAAAUCAGUGUUCAAACUGAAUCUAAAAUUAAAAAGACAGAUAAAAUACCUCAGGUAGCCGAAACGAAGCCUUGGACGGAAGAAAGGGUAACAUUAAAGAAGACAAAGGUAGACAAAAAGGAAGUAAUAAAAGAAACCCUCGAAGAAGUUCCAUUAAAAUCAAUAAAGCCAGAAAAGAAGGAAACGACAGAGAAAAUCACGAAAACGAUAGAAGACAAAACUACAGAAUAUGUCGAAGAGCGGGAAGACAGCAAAUUUUUAAAUAUUCAAAAAGAUACUACGGUAGAACAAUAUAAAACUGAAAAAGCUGUACCGUGGUCAAGGGGUAUUAAAAAAUCAAAAGAAAAGAUGCCAUUCGAGGAAAAAGAAGAUAUAACUACUCUUCAAAUUGACAGAGACAUAGAAAGUGUAAAGAAGGAAGUUAAGGAAGAAACGCCAGUACCAUGGAUAAGAGGAAAGAAACCAUUAGACAAAGCACCUUACGUUGAAGAAGAAGAUCAUACUAAAAUAACAACUGAUAAGAUAGAAGAGACUGAACAAGUCACUCAAAAAGAGACGGCUGUUCCAUGGAUUCGAGGUAAAAAGCCAAAGAAGGAAGAUGUACCUAAAGAGCAGGAAAGUCCUAGCGAGGAAAUAUCUCAAGUUCCUUGGCUCCGUGAUAAAAAAUUGAGUCGUACAAUUGCAAAGAAAAAAGAAGUGGAGGAAGAAAAAGUACAGGAGGAAGUAAUAUUGAAACCUGUUAUACGACAAAAGCCAGAAGAAAAAGAAGAAGAAAAGAAACAGCCAAAAAAGAAAACAGAAAUUACCAUGCCAAUUAGACCUCAGGAAACUCUCGAGGAAGCACCUCUGGAUUCUUCUAGUGCGCCUUGGCGUCGUACAGUAAAAACAAAACCUCUUGUACCGGAAUUACCGGAAACUGAACAGAUUCCUUCAAAAGUAGAAGAAACGAAACAAAUAAUUAGAAAAGACGAACAGGUAAUCGAAGACUUUAGAACGUUAAGCUUAAAACCUACUAGACGUAGUAGCCGACCACUUGAACAAGAGGAAAUGGAGAAACCAACGCUUAAGCCCGUCGCUCCAAUUUCGCAAGAACAAUUGAAACCAGAAAGAUCGGAACAGCUUGUAAAUGGAGAAAAGAUCGAAGAAAAGACCGAGCUUCCUUGGAGGCGUGGAAGAAAACUUUCGACAAAAAUAAUACCAGACAGUAAACCUGAAAUUGAAAUUCCAGUUGAACACAUUCCUAAAGAGCAAGACAAAGAAACAUUAAAAACUGAAACGAGGAAGCAAAUUGAAGAAAUUCCAGAUAAGACAAAGAUUACGUUGGUCACGAAACGAAAGGUCCCAGAAGAGGUUAAACCAGAGGAAGCGACAUUGAAACCUGUUAAAAGAAUUCCCAAAGAAGAAGAAACAAAAGAGGAAAUAACUUUGAAGCCUAUAGGCAGGAAAAAACCAGAAGAAAAAGCACCAGAAGAAGUUAAACUUAAACCUGUGAGAAAGGAAAAGGUCCCUGAAGAGGUGAAACCAGAGGAAGUGACAUUGAAACCUGUUAAACGAAUUCCCAAAGAAGAAGAAACAAAAGAAGAGAUAACUUUAAAACCUAUAGACAGGAAAAAACCAGAAGUAGAGGCUCCAGAAGAAGUUAAACUUAAACCUGUGAGAAAGGAAAUGGUUCCAGAGGAGAUUAAACCAGAGAAAGUUAAAUUGAAACCGGUCAGAAAAGAAAAGGUCCCAGAAGAGGUGAAACCAGAGGAAGUUAAAUUGAAACCUGUUAAACGAAUUCCCAAAGAGGAAGAAACAAAAGAAGAGAUAACUUUAAAACCUAUAGACAGGAAAAAACCAGAAGUAGAGGCUCCAGAAGAAGUUAAACUUAAACCUGUGAGAAAGGAAAAGGUCCCAGAAGAGGUGAAACCAGAGGAAGUGACAUUGAAACCUGUUAAACGAAUUCCCAAAGAAGAAGAAACAAAAGAGGAAAUAACUUUGAAGCCUAUAGACAGGAAAAAACCAGAAGAAAAAGCACCAGAAGAAGUUAAACUUAAACCUGUGAGGAAGGAAAAGGUCCCAGAAGAGGUGAAACCAGAGGAAGUGACAUUGAAACCUGUUAAACGAAUUCCCAAAGAGGAAGAAACAAAAGAGGAAAUAACUUUGAAGCCUAUAGACAGGAAAAAACCAGAAGAAAAAGCACCAGAAGAAGUUAAACUUAAACCUGUGAGGAAGGAAAAGGUCUCAGAAGAGGUGAAACCAGAGGAAGUGACAUUGAAACCUGUUAAACGAAUUCCCAAAGAAGAAGAAACAAAAGAGGAAAUAACUUUGAAGCCUAUAGACAGGAAAAAACCAGAAGAAAAAGCACCAGAAGAAGUUAAACUUAAACCUGUGAGAAAAGAAAUAGUUCCAGAGGAGAUUAAACCAGAGGAAGUUAAAUUGAAACCGGUGAGAAAAGAAAAGGUCCCAGAAGAGAUGAAACCAGAGGAAGUUAAAUUGAAACCUGUUAAACGAAUUCCCAAAGAGGAAGAAACAAAAGAAGAGAUAACUUUAAAACCUAUAGACAGGAAAAAACCAGAAAUAGAGGCUCCAGAAGAAGUUAAACUUAAACCUGUGAGAAAGGAAAAGGUCCCAGAAGAGGUGAAACCAGAGGAAGUGACAUUGAAACCUGUUAAACGAAUUCCCAAAGAAGAAGAAACAAAAGAGGAAAUAACUUUGAAGCCUAUAGACAGGAAAAAACCAGAAGAAAAAGCACCAGAAGAAGUUAAACUUAAACCUGUGAGAAAAGAAAUGGUUCCAGAGGAGAUUAAACCAGAGGAAGUUAAAUUGAAACCGGUCAGAAAAGAAAAGGUCCCAGAAGAGAUGAAACCAGAGGAAGUUAAAUUGAAACCUGUUAAACGAAUUCCCAAAGAGGAAGAAACAAAAGAAGAGAUAACUUUAAAACCUAUAGACAGGAAAAAACCAGAAAUAGAGGCUCCAGAAGAAGUUAAACUUAAACCUGUGAGAAAGGAAAAGGUCCCUGAAGAGGUGAAACCAGAGGAAGUGACAUUGAAACCUGUUAAACGAAUUCCCAAAGAGGAAGAAACAAAAGAAGAGAUAACUUUAAAACCAAUAGACAGGAAAAAACCAGAAGAAAAAGCACCAGAAGAAGUUAAACUUAAACCUGUAAGAAAAGAAAUGGUUCCAGAGGAGAUUAAACCAGAGGAAGUUAAAUUGAAACCGGUCAGAAAAGAAAAGGUCCCAGAAGAGGUGAAACCAGAGGAAGUUAAAUUGAAACCUGUUAAACGAAUUCCCAAAGAGGAAGAAACAAAAGAAGAGAUAACUUUAAAACCUAUAGACAGGAAAAAACCAGAAAUAGAGGCUCCAGAAGAAGUUAAACUUAAACCUGUGAGAAAGGAAAAGGUCCCUGAAGAGGUGAAACCAGAGGAAGUGACAUUGAAACCUGUUAAACGAAUUCCCAAAGAGGAAGAAACAAAAGAAGAGAUAACUUUAAAACCAAUAGACAGGAAAAAACCAGAAGAAAAAGCACCAGAAGAAGUUAAACUUAAACCUGUAAGAAAAGAAAUGGUUCCAGAGGAGAUUAAACCAGAGGAAGUUAAAUUGAAACCGGUCAGAAAAGAAAAGGUCCCAGAAGAGGUGGAACCAGAGGAAGUUAAAUUGAAACCUGUUAAACGAAUUCCCAAAGAGGAAGAAACAAAAGAAGAGAUAACUUUAAAACCUAUAGACAGGAAAAAACCAGAAAUAGAGGCUCCAGAAGAAGUUAAACUUAAACCUGUGAGAAAGGAAAAGGUCCCUGAAGAGGUGAAACCAGAGGAAGUGACAUUGAAACCUGUUAAACGAAUUCCCAAAGAGGAAGAAACAAAAGAAGAGAUAACUUUAAAACCAAUAGACAGGAAAAAAGCAGAAGAAAAAGUACCAGAAGAAGUUAAACUUAAACCUGUGAGGAAGGAAAAGGUUCCAGAGGAAGUUAAACCAGAGGAAGUUAAACUGAAACCUGUUAAACGAAUUCCUAAAGAUGAAGAAACGAAGGAAGAGAUAACAUUGAAGCCUAUAGAGAAGAAGGAAGCUAAAGUAGAAGUACCAGAAGAGGUAAAGUUGAAACCUCUCAUAAAAGAAAAGAAAUCCGAAGUAGCCAAGCCUGACGAGAUUAUUCCUGUCGCUGUUGUUGAAAAACCUGAUGAAGAGAAACCAGAUGAAAUUAGUAUUUUACCCUGGCGACGGACUCGUAAAGCGAAGAAAGUGGUUGAUUUUAAAGAAGAGGUUACUGUAGUACCAAUUGAUCAAGAACAGAUGAUAACAGAAAUACACGAAGAAAAAGAAAUAUCUGAAUUGAAAGAAGCAACUGUAAUUGAAGAAAGAGAAGUCAUAAUGCCUAAACCACUUCCUGAAAAGGUUACGGAAGUAUCAGAAGAAAAGAAAAUAGAAGUUACUGAGAAAAAGGUAAUGCCAUGGCGAAAAGCUAGGAAACCUGAGAAGAAAACCGAAGAGAUUCUACAGGUCGAACAAAUACGAGAGGAGAAAAAGGAAGAUGUAGACGUUGUUGAAAAGACUGAAAUUUCCUGGAGAAAAAUAAAACGGAAACCAGAGGAAACAAAAAAAGAUGAAAAAUCGUUGGAUAUUAUUGAAAAGGUCAUCGAAAGUGUAGAAGAUGUAACGAAGAAAUUGAAACCUGAAGAACAAAAACCAAUUAUGAAAGCCGUAGAAAGAGAAGAUGUGGUAGAGGAAGUAACUGUUGAGACGAUAAAGAUGAAACCAGAAAAGAAAGAGAAAUCUAAAACAGAACCAAUAAAAUUAGAAGUAGCUCCUGAGAAACCCGAAGAAACGGAAGAAAUUAGCACCGAUUUGGUAUUGAAGAAGCCUAAGAAGAAAGAUAAACCUAAAGAAGAUAUUACUCCUGUAAUUGUCGAGGAGAAGCAAGUAAUUGCAGAAGACAUUGUUACUUCUGUUCAAGAUUUCCAAAUAACUCGUAAAGAAAAGAUAAUCAAAACCGAUAAGAAACCGGAAGAAAUUGUCCAAGAUGAUUACAAAGUCGAAAAAGUAAUUCAGGAACGUGUUACAGAAGAAACUAAGCGAAGACGUAGACAACAUACACAAGUCGAUAUACCAAUUAUAGAUAAAGAUAAAACAAUUGCGCCAAGGUUCAUCCAGAAGCUACAACCAAUUGUUGCGGAACUUGAACAACCCGCUAAAUUUACGUGCACCGUUGUUGGUAAUCCAGUCCCCGAAAUUUCUUGGUAUAGAAAUGAGCAAGAACUUCAUGCAAGUGAAAAAUAUAUUAUGACGAUAUUUGAAACAACGGCUACUUUGGAAAUUACCAAGGUGAAAGAAGAAGAUGCAGGAAUGUAUUCUUGCAGAGCAUCGAAUCCGGCAGGAGUUGCAACGUCUACAGUGAAUCUCGUUAUCUUUGAAAAAGAAGAGGAAGGUGUUGCUCCUCACUUCUCUACUCCAAUCAAGCCACUUAUGGUCGAAGAACAUAAACCAGCAACGCUCGAAUGCGUUGUUACUGGUACGCCGGUCCCCGAAGUAAAAUGGUAUAGUGGUGACAACGAAAUUAUACCAAAAAAAGGAACGGAAAUAACGUUUAAUCCGGAAACAGGAGAAGCUAAAUUAACUAUCCUUGAACCUACGCCACAAGAUGAAAUAACUUAUCGCGUACGUGCCGUAAACAAAUUCGGUCGGGCAGAAUGCAGAGCCAAUCUGGUUAUAAGCAAUAUCGUUAAAAUUUCCAAACCAGAGGUAAUGCAAGCUCCUACAAUAAUAAAGCCUUUGCCAGCAUUGGUGGCAGAACGGGGUAAACCUCUAAAGUUAACGGCUGACUUCGAAAGCAAGCCGAGACCAGAAGUAAAAUGGUAUCGCAACGGAAUCGAAAUUACACCUGGCGAAAACCGUGUGAUAAAGAUUUAUGAAAAUAGUGCAGAACUGUUGAUACCUUCACCCGUUAAAACAGACGGCGGAAAAUAUGAGAUAAGAGUACAAAAUCCUGCUGGAGAAGCUCGAAGUUCCGGUUCGGUUACCGUAAAAGAACGCGAAGACAAAUUAGACGAGGUGAAAGCUCCACGAUUUAUUGAACCUAUACAACCGCAAAUAGUCACAGAAGGAGAAGUUGUGAUCAUGGAAGCACGAGUAGAUUCUUAUCCAACAGCCUCCUUUCAGUGGUUCUACGAAAGUCGUCCCCUCGAAUCUACGGCACAGAUGAGAAUAGUUACGAAGGAAAAUAGAUCGGUAUUACUGGUGAAAGAGAUCAAACCAGAAUUCGCAGGUACGUACACCUGUCGUGCUGAGAACGUAGGUGGAUCAGUUACGUGCACGGCUACCGUUAAUCUUCUCGACACAACGUGGGAGGAAGCUACUGAAUUAAUAUCACCAACAUUCGUGAAAAGAUUAUCACCUGUUAGAGUGAUGGAUGGUGAGAGCGUAAAUCUAACGUGUGUCGUAGAAGGUAAACCAACGCCAAAAGUCGAAUGGUAUCACGAUGACAAACUGAUCAAAGAAGGCAAAGAAAUAACUAUUUUGCAAGACACCGAAGGUGUAUGUAGUCUUGCAAUUACGGAGGUAUUCCCCGAGGAUGCAGGUCAAUAUACGUGUCGUGCUGUAAAUCCUAUUGGUGAGGCUGUCUGUACAUCGUCGCUUGUCGUCGAAGCAUAUGAGUACGUACCAGAUUCAGAGAUUGCAUCGUCGAUCGUUGCAACGUCUCUUACCACAGGACAAAGUGGUUCGGAAGAAGACCUAUUAUCGCCAAAGGAGACGCCUCUCUUCGAUACUGAUACAGAGGAGUCUGCUCCAGAAAUAAUAAAGAAACUUCCUCAGUUAAUUCCUACCAAAGAUGGAGAAUUAACCAGAUUGGAAGUAAAGGUCAAAGGGAAGCCGAAGCCAGAAGGAAAGUGGUACAAACAAGGAGUGGAAAUCGUAUCGUCUCAAGAAUUUCAAAUUGAAGAUUUUGAAGAUGGAACUUCGGUACUAACAAUCGCAGAAACUUAUCCAGAUGACACCGGUGAAAUUGUAUUUGAAGCGCAUAAUCCUCUUGGAGUAUCUACCACAAUGACGUAUUUGUCCGUAGAAGGUAUCCUCGGGACAAAAGAAUAUAGGAAACCAGAAUGGGUGACCCAAAUGGAGGAGAUGCAAGAAGCUCUUAAAGCCACGCAAUCCAUACCACGAUUUAUUCAAGAAAUAACAGACGCUUAUGUAAAUGAAGGAGAAAAGGUCGUGUUCGAAUGCAUAUAUUCCGGUAAUCCUGUUCCAGACGUUGUUUGGUACAAAAAUGAUAAAUUGAUAAUGAAUACGGAUAAUAUCAAAAUCCGUAUCCUCGACAAUGAGAAGAAAACUUCGCUUAAUAUUUUGAAAGCUACUCGAGAAGACGAAGCUGUUUAUGUUUGUAAAGCUACAAGUGAGAUUGGUCUGACGGUAACAAAGGCCAAAUUACGCGUAACUGGCACUGGAACCGACUGGAAGCCGAUGUCGGAGGAUGAAGCUGAAGAGGUGGUAGAGGUUAAACAGAAGAAAGAAGUACACAAAAAGAAGAAACCGGAAUUGAAGAAGGCAAAAGAACUGAAAGAAAAAAUCAAGACAGAGCGUGUAAAAGUCGAUAAGAAAGAGAUCGUUAAAGAGGAGCCGAUAAGCAAAGAACAGCCUGAAGAUAAAAAAAUUGCCGAUAUCGAAGAAACCCAAAUACUCGAAAGUGCAACGACCUUUGAAGAGAAGACAAAAGAGGUUUCUCGGGCUAAGAAGAUCGUUCCUAUUCAGGAACCCGUGAUAACCGAAGCUACGCCUUCGUUGAAGAAGAUCGAUGACCGAAAAUCACGAGAAAUGGUAUCGUCGACUAAAGAAAAAGCAAAGCCGGUAAUCGAGGAACGUGAGAGUAUGAUUGUCGUUUCGGAAAUAAGACCAGAAGACGUUGCUACUGAUUUCAAAGUAGAGAAAACAGUCGAUCGUGCGAGCGAGGUAACAUCAGAGGCAUUGGAGACAUUUUCUGUAUCGGAAGUUCGUACGGAAACGAAGCAAAAGAAAGCAAAGAAGGUGAUCGGCCAUGGACAAGUUGAGGUAACGCUGGUGAAAACCGAAGAGAUCAUCGAAGAGAAGCCAAAGAAAAAGAAGAAAGGUGAACAGAAGAUAAGAAUUCGUGAAGAGAUAACUGUGGAAGAGAUCCUUGAAAAAGAAAGAGAGCACAUCGCGCGAGAAGUCGAGGAGAUCCUUGAGGUGCUUCAGGCUAAGGAAUUUGGACCCGGUGAAAGUCCUUUACGCGAAUUGGCUACCAUCGGUUAUCUUGUACGACAGGGUGUUUCGGUUACGGAAAUAAAUGAGAGUCUCUACACAACCGACAAGUUCCCAGCCUUGAGAACACCGGACGCUCAAAACGCUCUAGUCCAAUUAGUUGAACGCGAAGGUCAUGGGCCUCUUAUCAGUCAAGUAUUAACCGAGGAAACGACUACCGACGAGAGCAUCGUAGCCGCAACUAUUGGCUUCAGGGCUUUUAUGAGAAUGAUCGAAUUACAACAUGCCACGGUGGAAGAGGUCAUUACGCACUUUGUACCCGAAGACUUCCGUCCACGUGCUUGGGAGGUCACAGAAGUGGCUGAGGUUGAAACCGAGCAACGCGUUAUGGAAAGAAUCGAUGCCGUCCAUAAAACAGAAGUCCAUAUCAUGGAAAGAAGAGACGAGAGGAAAGCCAUUCACGUGCAGGAUAUUCAAGAAAUUAAAGAAUACGAGGACACACGGCAGGCACACACAACACUACGCAAGCGAAAAGAUAGAAAACCGAAGGAUCGCAUUGAAGAUAAACCGCAGGAUAGGGAUGAGGGGGUUCAGGUAUUAGAAAUCGAGGAAAUCCAAGAGAUUGAAAAGGAGAAGAAGAAAGAGGACAUAGAAGAAGAAAUUAUUGUCAUUGAAAGGGAUUCAAAGGGCAGACUGAUUCCAAAAGAAGAAAUAGAUAUUGUGAAAAAAGUGAAAGAGAAAAAAGAGGAGGAGAAAAAAGAGAUAGAAGAAGAAGUGAUAGAGGAAGAAAUAAUUCGCAAGCGCAAACAAUUAAAAGCAAAGAGACCGGCUAUCGGGGAGGACGAAAUUCAAUUGGAAGAAGUAGAAGAAUUCGAAAUAAAACGAGAUAAAUCCAUGCCUUCUGUCGUAUUAAACGUACCUGGUCAACUUUACGAAGUAAUUCCUUUCAAUCGUACCGUUGAACAGGCUCCUGGUAAACCCAAAGUCGAGAAAGCUCAAUUAGCUGUAGAUACGGUUAGUGCGCUAACAGAACACCUCCAACCUGUACAAGAAAAAGAAAUUGAUAGCGUUGAUGUGAGAAAACCAGUUGGACAAAAAGCAUCAGUUUCAGUUUCAACCGUGGAACCUUACUCUAUCACGGAAACUAAUAUUCAGGCUACGGCUAGCGAAUUUUUAGAUACGUUUAAACCAAAUAUUUAUGCGGCUACUCCAGGCGUUACGCCAUCCGAAAGUUUAUUAGUAAGUGAAAUAUUAACUAACGAUGCCGAUUUGUUGGAUCUUACGUUGAGUAAACCAGAAGUUUCGAGAAGAGCCGAUACUAGUUUGACGUUACAAGAAGCUACAACGAUUUCUGAAACAAUGGUCAGUCAGAACGAAGUACCUACGGAAGAUUUUGUUUCGCCACUCGCGGUGAAAGCCGAGGAUAAUUUCUUGCCUCAAGUAGGACUUUCCGUCUACGAGGUUCAAGAAGGUUUGGCAGAAGACAAACUCGAACCUAUUAAAACUGUUCCUACGAAACCUAGGGUGAACGUUACCGCUACCGAACCAUUGAUCAUAGAGGAAGUAUGUGCCGAAGAUAAGCCUGGAAAAUAUUAUCCAGAAUUAAUAGUACCUACAGAAGUCGCAAUACAAUCGGUCAUUGCACAGAAGCAAAGAGUCACAGAGGAAUUACAUGCUCCUGAAAAGGAGGGCGAGUAUGUGCCAGGUAAAUUGCCACCUAGUCAAAAAGCUCAGAUCGGUAUUUCUUAUGACAAUGAGACCGCUAUCGUUCAACAAAAUCUAAUUCAGGAAAGCGAGGGUAUUUUUGUUCCCGAUCGUAAAGCGGACACUUUCGAAGCAACGGAUAAAAUCACUUUGUUGGAAGGAGUCACAGUAUCUACCGUUGAUACGCAACAGAGAGAAACGGAUCUAAAAGUAGAAGAAAGUAAAACUGUAAAAGCGGAUCUGAGCGUUAUCGAGAUUACAUCAGCUACGACAGUCGAAACAAUUACUUCGGAAAAAGAACAAGAUUAUCAACCAGAUGAGAAGCCAGCUACUAAGCUUGCUGAAACAUCAAUCUCUACAUUAGAAAUAGGUUCUGUCACAAGCACGAUGGUGCAAGAAUCAGAGGGGCCAUACACUAGCGAUCACAAACCAACAGCAUUUUUAGCAGAAACUUCAGUUAGACCGGAAGAAUAUUUACAGGUAUCUCAAGUUCAAACAGCCGAUUAUCCAUCAGAUUUUAAAGAUGAGUUAAAGUACGUAUCGGAAAGUGGCAGCGUAUCUGUCGAGUUAACAGAAGCUAAAAUGGUACACGAGACUCUUACGCACGAUAAGGAAUCAAAGUUGGAAGAAGUUGUAAAACCUGAGGAGCGUACAAUUUCAACCUCGUACGACGCAAUACGGGGCGUAGAAGUGUUCCAAACCACUUCGAUAGAGAAGGAAGCUGAAUUAAAGGUAUUCGAAUUACCAGAGUCUCAUCGUGGUAAAACCGUGCCAACUCAUCCAGUAAUAUCUCUACAAAUCGAGGAAACUCAUCCUGAAGAUAACGUAGGUGAAGUUAUCAAAGAAGUUCCAUCGUCAGCAGUGGCUGCAAUUGGCGCGGUAAGCUUGCAAGAAACAAUAGUAAAAGAAACAGUCCCGGCUGAAGGAUUGGCUCCUGUUAAAGAAGACAAAGCUGUUGAUAUGAAAAAGGCUGAAGUAGCAAUCGAUGAAAUAGAAAGCGUUCAUACUACCAUGGUCAUAGCUAGUGAAAAAGAAGCCGAAUACACUGCAGUAUCUAAUGUCAAAGGAGCAUUUGCUACAACAGAUUUUAUAACACAUAACGCCCCUGUAUCAGAGGAAGUAAGAACUGAAUCUCCUACAAAUGAAUUUGUUCCACACGAGAGACCCGCUUCAAGAACAGCCGAGGAAUCUCGAAUUCCUCUUGAAAGUAUUUACGUAGCGAUACAAGAAACUGCGGAGAAAGAGGAUAUUUAUAAUGUCGAUGUAAAACCAGAACAGAAAAUUGCAAAUGUAGAUUACACCGAAGCGAAAAGCGGAUUAAGCAUUCUUGAAAUCGUUACGCACGAUAAAGAGAUGGCAUAUGCUCCUAUGGAAAAGCCCAAGGAUUAUACCGUUCAAACAUCCAUAACAGGUCAUACCAUAGCAUCACAAUCAGAAACUUUAAUACAACAAUCUACUGGUUCUAUAAUUGACGAGACACCGAAAACAGGAAAAGCAAUUCAGCAACAGGAGGCUUUAGAAGAACUGAUUGUAACAGAAACCAACAUAGCAGAAACAGGGAAGCCAAGAGAAAUGGACGUACGUCCUAUCGAACAAAGCGCAGAUGUAGAAUUUUGUACAAGGCCGGAUACGUUAAUGGUUAGUGAAAUUACGGCCAUGUUAAAUGAAGAAAAGUUAUCGAUCGAAGAAGUACCAAAAGAGCGUAAAGUAUCUAUGAACAUUAGCGUUACACACGAAGUAGCAGAAAUGCAAGAAACCAUUGUCGCUAGUAACGUUAACAUUCUUAAGGAAGAAAAACCGAAAGAAGAAAGUGCAACUCAGCAACAAAGUGGUUUAAAUAUUGUAGAACAAACUGAAGUAUCAGUGUCGGAAAAAGAAUCACCAUUGCAAGUGGACCUGAAACCAGAAAGCAAAAAAGUGGGAGUGACUUUCGAAGAGGGAGAGGGUCUUGAAAUUGUCAUGACACAUCCUGAAGAAAAAGAAGGAGAAUUUACUAAAGAUUCUAAACCAAAAGGCGUGGAAGCAAACGUAGAUAUUAUAACACAAAUUGUGGCAUCUAAAUUCGAAAUAAUAAGCGAUACUGAUUUAUCUCAAUUACCGAUUGAACCUGCAAAAAUCGCACAAUCACAGACAACCUUUUUACCGUUUGAAACUACCAUUUCUGAACAAGUUGAGACCACAGAAAAAGAAGCUCCGUUGUCUGAAAGUCAACCAUUCGAUAGAAAAGCUAAUCUGGAAUUUAUAAUGGGCGAGGGUGUAAUUGUUUCUUCGGUAAUUCCUGGAGAUAAGGAAAGCACAUUACCCAAAGAAGAAAAGCCAGAAUCGAAAUCUGUAAUGUUCGAUAUACCCACGCACAUGGUAGCUGAAACAAGCGAAACAACUGCUACAGAUAACAUUGGUGAUUUCAAAAGAGCAGAAAUAUUAUCUGCUACAGCUACCACAGAUCACGUUACUUUUCGUAGUUUAAUCACGUCGGAAAUAUCAACCGGUGAUUUAGAACAACCUCUUCCUACGUUCGUCAAACCAGAGGAUAAAAUGAUCAAUGUUACCUUUGACGAAGAUUACGGCGUCACUAUAUUAGAAACUAUAACGUCUGAUAAAGAAAAGGAUUAUAUACCGGCAGCACCUAUUGAAGGUGAGAAGGCAAUAGCUACUUUCGAUGCUCAUAAAGUUGCCCAACAGGAAGAAAUUACGCCAACCACUCAUCCAGGAACUUUCGAUAUCUCAGCUCUUACUACGGCAGCCGCCAAAGAAGAACGUUUACCGUUUGAAAGUAUUAUCCAAACGGAAACAAUUAUCUCAGAGACUGAAAAAGAAUUUCAAGAAAAGCCUAUUAUAGGUAAUAAGGCAGUAGUGGGAAUAAAUGAAUUAAUUUCUGUAACAGAAAGUACAGAAAUCGCGGCGCACAAAGAAGCUAUUCUUGAAAUUUCUGAGAAACCGGCCGAAAAGAAGGCUGAAUUUCAAAUAUUUGGUCACCCAAUCGCCGAAAAAGAAGAAAUUACUGUAGAUCUGAGUGUGGGAAAAGUAGAAGAUUCGAAAGUAUUAUCAGUUAUUGCAACGCCUUCGAAUGUUCCUUUAGAAACAAUAGUAACAUCGGAGAUACAAGCGACUGAAUCUGAAGCACCAUUCUCCAGGGAUAAAUUGCCUAUGCAAGCAACAGCAGAUUUGGCUCUGGUAGAGGAAAAAAGUAUACAAAUAUCUACGGUUGUUACCGAAGAUAAAGAAAGUGAAUACAAGCCAGGAGAAAUUCCUGAAGUUAGAAAAGCAGGAAAAUCUUACGUGGAGGGUCAUACGGUAGCUGAAACGAUGAUGCAAAUUUUGGACUAUACCACGGCAGAAUUAACUAAAGAAAUAUUAUCUACAUCAACGGUGAAAUCGGAACACAUACCUUUGAUACCGCUAAUCGAAUCACAACCAAUUGUUCAAGAAAGUGAAGAUCAAUUUCUACCAAUAUUAAUGCCAGAAAAUAAAACUGCAAGCAUAGGUUUGGAAUAUGAUAGAACAAGUGUCACCAUAUCUCAAAUGACGACCGUUGAAAAAGAAUCUAUUUAUGUACCCGAAGGACAACCAUCGAGGCAUUCAGCUCUUCCUGGAAUAGAUUCGAUUCAUGGAAUCGCAGAAACAACUACGAUAACUACUGAGGAUUCCGUUGGUGAAGUCGAUAUAAAGAAACCAGACGCAAAAACUGCAAUCGCUACGCAAGAAGUGCAACAGAGUUUAUUAAUAACUCAGGAUAUCCCUCAAGAUCAAGAAGCACCCUUCGAAGGAAAAUUCAAACCAACACCUCACGAAAUUCAUAUGUCUAUAGAAGAAGGUAAACGUGUUACAACUGUCACGGAAGUCAAUAUAUCGGACAAAGAAGAUACUCUUACCACUUUUCAAGAUAGAAGUCAAGAAGCCGUACCAGUUAUUAUUACAGGACACGAGGUCGCUGAAAAGACUGAAAUUGUAACUGAUUUGAGCACAGGUAAAUUGGACAUAGUCAAGCCGUCGUCGGCUACCGCUCAAAUUGGACAAAAGCCUUACGAAACGAUUCAAUUGACCGAAGAGAUUUUAGCUGAGAAAGAAAUAGACACGGUAGAGAAAGUGCCAUUAACAUCGACUAAGGCACGCGUUGCUCUAGAUGAUAAUAGAUUCAUAGCGAUCACAGAAGCUACUAUUGCACAGGAUGUGGAAUCAGAACUUCUUCUAGAGAAGAAGCCUUCGGAGAAAACGGCAGUACCUACGUUAGAUGCUAAAGAAGUUGCGGAACACCUUGAAGUCAAUUUACGCGAAGGCCUUGGUACAUUACCCGAAGCAAUUAAACCAGCUUUAUCGGAAGCACAUCCUACCCAAUCUAUUUUGGAAUCUAUAAAUAUUAACGAAACGAUUCCCCAAGAACAAAGCGCUGUACUUUCGGAUAAAUUAGAAUUUGAUAAACAGCGCAGCGCGGAAAUUGGUUUCGUCGAAGAAAAAAGUAUAAUAAUUGGCACUGUGUUAACACAAGAUAAGGAAGACAUCAUGACAAUACCAGAAUAUACGCAUAGUACUGCACAAAUAAAAUUAACGAAAAUUGGAAUGGAUGUUGCUGAAACAUCGGAAUUGUUAAUAGAACAGAGUACUGGUUCUGUAAAACCAUUUGAGAAAACUGAAAUGAAAGCCCAUUCAAAACAAGAUGCAUUAGAGCCACUAAUCAUUGAAGAUAUUCCUAGUGCGGAAAGUGAAGGUAUCUUCGAUAAAUAUCCUAAAACAAUUUCUAGUAUUGCCGAUACCGUAUUUGAGGAGGGCCACAGUAUUUCGAUUACCGAGGUUACUUCGGCCGAGCUUGAAACAUCUUUAGAAACAAAAGAACUUGCCUCUUCGCAAACAGCUUCUUCCACGAUCAUUACAGAACAUGGUACGAUUGAAACAACUCUCGUAGAAUCGCAAGUUAAUAUCCCUGAAAAAGGCACUGAUCAUCGUGGUGUGACACCGCAAAAGGCAACAGCACAUCGUGAUACAUUUGAAAGUAUUAUCGUAGAACAGAAUUUGAUCGAAGAAAGUGAGAAAACUUUUGAGGGUAUUUUCAAACCAUCGAUGCAAAAGGCAGACAUUGAUUUCCAACAGAACAAACCUUUGCAGAUUUCCGAAAUUAUUACCGAAGAUAAGGAAGGCGUGUUUAAUGUCAUUCCUAAGCGACAAGAAGUGAAAGCUACAACUGAAAUUGGACUGUUUGAGACGGUAGAAAAAUCUUUGAUAGAGGGUAUGCAAAGCGUAGAAGAGAUUCCCAAAGAGCAAACGAUUUCCUCUCAAGCAACUUUAUCACAAAUUCCUAUCGAGGCCGUUAUUGAAACGGAAACAACAUUAGGUGAACGAGAGGAUACAUUCGAAGGGAAAGAUUUUAAACCAACUGAACAAAAAGGAAAACCUCAUUUGGAAGGUUUAAGUACGGUUACAGUUACUGAGAUUAUAUCAAAUGAGACCGAAGAGAUCUUGCCUGUAUCAACCGUUCCAAAGGAACAACAGGCACUUGCGAACUUGUUGAGUAAAGAGGCUAUUGAAACCUUACAAGUUUUAACUGUAGGAAGUGCUGAAGACAUAACAGAACAUAUUAAAUUCGAAGAAAAACAAACAAAAGUAGAAGUUGAAGAAUUGUCAAGCGUAUCUGUUUCUGAGAUAAUCUUAAAUGAAACAGAAGAUGCAUUAUUACAGAAAGAAGUUCCAAAGGACCAAACGGCUCACUUAAAUAUUUCAGGUAGGGAGGCAGCCGAAACAACCGAAGUAAUGAUUAGCACCGAAACCCAAGAUCUAAGUACACAAGUACCGAAAGAAGAAAAAGGUAAAGCGGGCUUGGAGGAAUUAACGCCUUUAACUGUAUCACAAAUAGUUUUGAACGAAGCUGAAAAAACUUUGCCUACUGCAGAAAUGCCUUUGGAAAAAGUCGCCCAACCUAGUUUGCUUGGUAGAGAUAUCGCUCAAAUUAGUCAAGUAUUUACUAUGGCAAGCACCGAGGAAUUAAUAUCAUCCAAAGAGCCCGAAAAGCACAAAGGUAAACCAGGUUUAGAAGAGUUAUCUUCAUUAACGAUAUCCCAAAUAAUAUCUCAGGAAAUAGAAGAAACGAUGCCUAGUCCAGAAGUUCCUACUGAAAGAGAGGCGCAAGCAAAUAUUUUUGGCCGAGAUGUAGCCCAAACGAUGCAAGUGAUGACUGUGUCCAGUGCAGAACAAUUGGUUGAAUCCAAAAUACCCGAUGAACAAAAAGGUAGUCCAAGUUUUGAAGAAUUGUCACCUCUAACUAUCUCGCAAAUAUUGUCUAACGAAAUGGAAGACGUAUUGGCGGUAAUAGAAAAGCCUGCGGAGAAAACAGCACAGCCAAGUUUAUUUGGCAGAGAUGUGGCAGAGACAAGUCAGGUAUUAACCAUGACAACUGCAGAAGAACUUUCUAAAUUAAUUAAACCGGAAGAACAAAAAGGAAAGCCUCAGUUAGAGGAAUUGUCCUCUCUAUUAGUUUCCCAAGUAGUUUCUCAUGAAACUGAAGAUGUCUUACCAAGUCCAGAAGUACCGAACAAGUUUAUGGCAACAUCUUUACUCUCCGGCAGAGAAGUUGCCGAAACCAGUCAAGUUCUAUCCGUGAGUAAUGUCGAAGAAAUGGGAAAACCUGAAAUGCCAAAAGAGCAAAAAGGUAAACCUCAUUUCGAAGAAUUAACAUCAGUAUCCGUAUGUCAAAUAGUGUCAAAUGAAUCAGAGGAAACUUUAAUAAGUCCAGAAAAACCUGAUGAAAAGAUAGCAAAAACAAAGUUACUUACCAGAGAAGUAGCCGAAAAAACUGAAAUCUUGACGGUCUCCAAUGUAGAAGAAAUGCCGAAACUGGAGAAACCUGAAAGCCAGAGAAGAAAACCAGAAGUAGAUGAAUUAAGUUCGCUCGUAGUCUCUGAAGUUAUUUUCAGUGAAGCAGAAAAAACUUUGCCAAGUCCAGAUGUACCCACGGAACGUAAGGCAUUUCCAAAUAUGUUAAGUGUCGAGGCCGCAGAAAUAUCUGAAGUAUUGACAGUAACAAAUGUAGAUCAAUUAGAAAAGGCAAAACUACCAGAAGAACAAAAGGGUAAACCGCAAUUAGAAGAAUUAAGUUCACUAUCAAUUUCAGAAGUUGCGACCAGUGAAAUAGAGAAAGGUCUUCCAACUCCAGAAGAACCAAUGAAGCAAACUGCUCAACCUAGUUUAUUUGGCAUACAAGUUGCUCAAAAAUCUCAAGUCAUAACAUCAUCAACGACAGAAAGUCUUGCUGAAAGUACCAUACCGGAGGCUAAAACUAUAAUACCUGAACAGAUACCUUAUGAAAGUUUCGAAGAAAUGCAAAUGGUCCCACAGGAAAGUGAACGUAAUCUUGUUAUCGACAAAACGAUAUCACUGGCGACAGCUGAGGUUACUUUCCGUACGUCCGAAAGUUUUGAAGUAACACAAAUUUUGACAACUGAAAAAGAAAGUAAACAAGAAGUUAAAGAAAUGAUAAAGGAAGUUAGUGCAUUACCUGACGUUGUGAAAACAGAAGUUGCUCUAAAAACUGAAAUUCAUGUUGAAGAUACAGCUACGGAGUUUAAAAUUACAAAGCCGGAAAGUAAAAAAGCACAUGAGCUUGAAGAACCAAAGAAAAGUAUCAUUGUCACAGAAUUGGAAAAUGUCGGAGAAUGUGAAUCAGUCUUGCUUGAAUCCGUAAUGCCAUUUACAAAGGUAGCAAAUGUCUCAAUUGAAGCUGAUCAUCUGAAAAAUAUAAUAGAAACAACAGAAGCACCAGUGCAACAUGACACCACAAUCACAUUACCACACAAAACAAAACACGAUUUAACACAACAACCAUCGUACGAAUCUGAUACUGAGGUGACAGAAGAAUACACAACGAAAUUUAGGCGAGGCAGCAAGGACGAAGAUACUGCAGCUAUUAAAACAAAGAAAACAAUUAUACGAAAGAAGAAACCAUUGGGAAAAGAAGAAGAAAAUGUUGUCGUUAUCGAAGAAGAAUUGGACAACAUUAAAUCGACCUUACCACAGAUACCGAAAAAACAAUUUAUGUCAAUAGAAGAAAUAACAGACAUUGUAGAUCAGGAAGAAAUAGUACCAACAAAAAUAGAGGAAAUAGAGGAAACUCCACUUGAAGAAGAUAAACAACCGGAUAAGCAAAGGAAAGUACCUAAAAGAAAAGAAAAGAAAGAACGCUUCGUAGAAGAAAUAACGACAGAAGAGCUAAUAGAGAAACCAUUUAGGACAGCUACUGAGAUAAACCAAGAAGAAGAGACAAUAAAGGAAACAAUUCCAAUCAAACCAAAAAAGAAAAGAGUUACUGAGACCAUUGGAACUAAAGAAAGCGUACAAGUAACACAGGCAAUAACAGUAGAACAAGUAAAAGAAAUUCCUGAAGAAAUAAUAGAAAUUCUAGACACUCCUACAACAAGAGUAAUAACAAAGAAGAUAACUAAGAAAGAUCAACCUACGACUAUAACAAAAGAAACCGUAAAGAAAACGACAGAGGAGAAAAAGAUUAUGGAAGAUCAAAAGAUAAUUGAAAUAACUGAGACACCGUUGAAGAAAGUAAUCAAAAAGAAAAAGACAAGAAUCACUGAAGCUGGGGUACCAGAAGAGGUGGUAGAAGAAAUAGUCAUAAAAAAACCGAAGAAAGAACGUGCCCAACAAAUCCUUGAAGAAUUAGAGUGGCCGAUAGAAGAAAAGCCGGAAGUAAUCGAAGUGACGGAAACGCCAACUAAGAAAAUCAUAAAAAGGAAAAAGAAGCCAACAAAGAAAGGGGAGCCAACUGUGAUAACAGAAGAGAUCAUAGAGAAAACUGGAGAUGAAACAAAGAUCAUGGAGGAACAACAAAUUGUGGAAAUUACUGAGACGCCAUUGAAGAAGUUAAUCAAAAAGAAAAAGACAAGAAUCACUGAAGCUGGUGUACCUGAGGAGGUAGUGGAAGAGAUCGUCAUAGAGAAACCAAAGGAAGAACAGGCAAAACCACUUUUGGAAGAGUUAGAGGAAGCUAAAGAAGAAAAGCCAGAAGUAAUUGAAGUAACAGAAACGCCAACAAAGAAAAUAAUAAAGAGGAAAAAGAAGCCAACAAAGAAAGGUGAACCAACUGUGAUAACAGAAGAGAUUAUAGAGAAAACUGGAGAUGAGACAAAGAUCAUGGAAGAACAACAAAUUGUGGAAAUUACUGAGACGCCAUUGAAGAAGAUAAUCAAAAAGAAAAAGACAAGAAUCACUAAAGCUGGUGUACCUGAGGAGGUAGUGGAAGAGAUCGUCAUAGAGAAACCAAAGGAAGAACAGGCAAAACCACUUUUGGAAGAGUUAGAGGAAGCUAAAGAAGAAAAGCCAGAAAUAAUAGAAGUGACAGAAACGCCAACAAAGAAAAUAAUAAAGAGGAAAAAGAAGCCAACAAAGAAAGGUGAACCAACUGUGAUAACAGAAGAGAUUAUAGAGAAAACUGGAGAUGAGACAAAGAUCAUGGAAGAACAACAAAUUGUGGAAAUUACUGAGACGCCAUUGAAGAAGAUUAUCAAAAAGAAAAAGACAAGAAUCACUAAAGCUGGUGUACCUGAGGAGGUAGUGGAAGAGAUCGUCAUAGAGAAACCAAAGGAAGAACAGGCAAAACCACUUUUGGAAGAGUUAGAGGAAGCUAAAGAAGAAAAGCCAGAAAUAAUAGAAGUGACAGAAACGCCAACAAAGAAAAUAAUAAAGAGGAAAAUGAAGCCAACAAAGAAAGGUGAACCAACUGUGAUAACAGAAGAGAUUAUAGAGAAAACUGGAGAUGAAACUAAGAUCAUGGAAGAACAACAAAUUGUGGAAAUUACUGAGACGCCAUUGAAGAAAGUAAUCAAAAAGAAAAAGACAAGAAUCACUGAAGCUGGUGUGCCUGAGGAGGUAGUGGAAGAGAUCGUCAUAGAGAAACCAAAGGAAGAACAGGCAAAACCACUUUUUGAAGAGUUAGAGGAAGCUAAAGAAGAAAAGCCAGAAGUAAUUGAAGUAACAGAAACGCCAACAAAGAAAAUAAUAAAAAGGAAAAAGAAGCCAACAAAGAAAGGGGAGGCAACUGUGAUAACAGAAGAGAUCAUAGAGAAAACUGGAGAUGAAACAAAGAUCAUGGAGGAACAACAAAUUGUGGAAAUUACUGAGACGCCAUUGAAGAAGAUAAUCAAAAAGAAAAAGACAAGAAUCACUAAAGCUGGUGUACCUGAGGAGGUAGUGGAAGAGAUCGUCAUAGAGAAACCAAAGGGAGAACAGGCAAAACCACUUUUGGAAGAGUUAGAGGAAGCUAAAGAAGAAAAGCCAGAAGUAAUCGAAGUGACGGAAACACCAACAAAGAAAAUAAUAAAGAAGAAAAAGAAGCCAACAAAGAAAGGGGAGGCAACUGUGAUAACAGAAGAGAUUAUAGAGAAAACUGGAGAUGAAACUAAGAUCAUGGAGGAACAACAAAUUGUGGAAAUUACUGAGACGCCAUUGAAGAAAGUAAUCAAAAAGAAAAAGACAAGAAUCACUGAAGCUGGUGUGCCUGAGGAAGUAGUGGAAGAGAUCGUCAUAGAGAAACCAAAGGAAGAACAGGCAAAACCACUUUUGGAAGAGUUAGAAGAAGCUAAAGAAGAAAAGCCAGAAGUAAUUGAAGUAACAGAAACGCCAACAAAGAAAAUAAUAAAAAGGAAAAAGAAACCAACAAAGAAAGGGGAGGCAACUGUGAUAACACAAGAGAUUAUAGAGAAAACUGGAGAUGAAACUAAAAUCAUGGAAGAGCAACAAAUUGUGGAAAUUACUGAGACGCCAUUGAAGAAAGUAAUCAAAAAGAAGAAGACAAGAAUCACUGAAGCUGGUGUGCCUGAGGAAGUACUGGAAGAGAUCGUCAUAGAGAAACCAAAGGAAGAACAGGCAAAACCACUUUUGGAAGUGUUAGAGGAAGCUAAAGAAGAAAAGCCAGAAGUAAUUGAAGUAACAGAAACGCCAACAAAGAAAAUAAUAAAAAGGAAAAAGAAACCAACAAAGAAAGGGGAGGCAACUGUGAUAACACAAGAGAUUAUAGAGAAAACUGGAGAUGAAACUAAAAUCAUGGAAGAGCAACAAAUUGUGGAAAUUACUGAGACGCCAUUGAAGAAAGUAAUCAAAAAGAAGAAGACAAGAAUCACUGAAGCUGGUGUACCUGAGGAAGUGAUAGAAGAAUUGGUCAUAGAAAAACCAAAGGAAGAACAGGCAAAACCACUUUUGGAAGUGUUAGAGGAAGCUAAAGAAGAAAAGGCAGAAGUAAUUGAAGUAACAGAAACGCCAACAAAGAAAAUAAUAAAAAGGAAAAAGAAGCCAACAAAGAAAGGGGAGGCAACUGUGAUAACACAAGAGAUUAUAGAGAAAACUGGAGAUGAAACUAAAAUCAUGGAAGAGCAACAAAUUGUGGAAAUUACUGAGACGCCAUUGAAGAAAGUAAUCAAAAAGAAGAAGACAAGAAUCACUGAAGCUGGUGUACCUGAGGAAGUGAUAGAAGAAUUGGUCAUAGAAAAACCAAAUGAAGAACAGGCAAAACCACUUUUGGAAGAGUUAGAGGAAGCUAAAGAAGAAAAGCCAGAAGUAAUCGAAGUGACAGAAACGCCAACAAAGAAAAUAAUUAAAAGGAAGAAGAAGCCAACAAAGAAAGGGGAGGCAACUGUGAUAACAGAAGAGAUUAUAGAGAAAACUGGAGAUGAAACUAAGAUCAUGGAGGAACAACAAAUUGUGGAAAUUACUGAGACGCCAUUGAAGAAAGUAAUCAAAAAGAAAAAGACAAGAAUCACUGAAGCUGGUGUGCCUGAGGAAGUAGUGGAAGAGAUCGUCAUAGAGAAACCAAAGGAAGAACAGGCAAAACCACUUUUGGAAGAGUUAGAAGAAGCUAAAGAAGAAAAGCCAGAAGUAAUUGAAGUAACAGAAACGCCAACAAAGAAAAUAAUAAAGAGGAAAAAGAAGCCAACAAAGAAAGGGGAUGCAACUGUGAUAACAGAAGAGAUUAUAGAGAAAACUGGAGAUGAAACUAAGAUCAUGGAAGAACAACAAAUUGUGGAAAUUACUGAGACGCCAUUGAAGAAAGUAAUCAAAAAGAAAAAGACAAGAAUCACUGAAGCUGGUGUACCUGAGGAAGUGAUAGAAGAAUUGGUCAUAGAAAAACCAAAGGAAGAACAGGCAAAACCACUUUUGGAAGAGUUAGAGGAAGCUAAAGAAGAAAAGCCAGAAGUAAUCGAAGUGACAGAAACGCCAACAAAGAAAAUAAUUAAAAGGAAGAAGAAGCCAACAAAGAAAGGGGAGGCAACUGUGAUAACACAAGAGAUUAUAGAGAAAACUGGAGAUGAAACUAAAAUCAUGGAAGAGCAACAAAUUGUGGAAAUUACUGAGACGCCAUUGAAGAAAGUAAUCAAAAAGAAAAAGACAAGAAUCACUGAAGCUGGUGUGCCUGAGGAAGUAGUGGAAGAGAUCGUCAUAGAGAAACCAAAGGAAGAACAGGCAAAACCACUUUUGGAAGAGUUAGUGGAAGCUAAAGAAGAAAAGCCAGAAGUAAUCGAAGUAACAGAAACGCCAACAAAGAAAAUAAUAAAGAGGAAAAAGAAGCCAACAAAGAAAGGUGAACCAACUGUGAUAACAGAAGAGAUUAUAGAGAAAACUGGAGAUGAAACUAAAAUCAUGGAAGAGCGACAAAUUGUGGAAAUUACUGAGACGCCAUUGAAGAAAGUAAUCAAAAAGAAAAAGACAAGAAUCACUGAAGCUGGUGUACCUGAGGAAGUGAUAGAAGAAUUGGUCAUAGAAAAACCAAAGGAAGAACAGGCAAAACCACUUUUGGAAGAGUUAGUGGAAGCUAAAGAAGAAAAGCCAGAAGUAAUCGAAGUAACAGAAACGCCAACAAAGAAAAUAAUAAAGAGGAAAAAGAAGCCAACAAAGAAAGGUGAACCAACUGUGAUAACAGAAGAGAUUAUAGAGAAAACUGGAGAUGAAACAAAGAUCAUGGAAGAACAACAAAUUGUGGAAGUUACUGAGACGCCAUUGAAGAAGAUAAUCAAAAAGAAAAAGACAAGAAUCACUAAAGCUGGAGUACCUGAGGAGGUAGUGGAAGAGAUCGUCAUAGAGAAACCAAAGGAAGAACAGGCAAAACCACUUUUGGAAGAGUUAGAGGAAGCUAAAGAAGAAAAGCCAGAAAUAAUAGAAGUGACAGAAACGCCAACAAAGAAAAUAAUAAAGAGGAAAAAGAAGCCAACAAAGAAAGGUGAACCAACUGUGAUAACAGAAGAGAUUAUAGAGAAAACUGGAGAUGAAACAAAGAUCAUGGAAGAACAACAAAUUGUGGAAAUUACUGAGACGCCAUUGAAGAAGAUAAUCAAAAAGAAAAAGUCAAGAAUCACUAAAGCUGGUGUACCUGAGGAGGUAGUGGAAGAGAUCGUCAUAGAGAAACCAAAGGAAGAACAGGCAAAACCACUUUUGGAAGAAUUAGAGGAAGCUAAAGAAGAAAAGCCAGAAAUAAUAGAAGUGACAGAAACGCCAACAAAGAAAAUAAUAAAGAGGAAAAAGAAGCCAACAAAGAAAGGGGAUGCAACUGUGAUAACAGAAGAGAUUAUAGAGAAAACUGGAGAUGAAACAAAGAUCAUGGAAGAACAACAAAUUGUGGAAAUUACUGAGACGCCAUUGAAGAAAGUAAUCAAAAAGAAAAAGACAAGAAUCACUGAAGCUGGUGUGCCUGAGGAAGUAGUGGAAGAGAUCGUCAUAGAGAAACCAAAGGAAGAACAGGCAAAACCACUUUUGGAAGAGUUAGAGGAAGCUAAAGAAGAAAAGCCAGAAGUAAUCGAAGUGACGGAAACACCAACAAAGAAAAUAAUAAAGAGGAAAAAGAAGCCAACAAAGAAAGGUGAACCAACUGUGAUAACAGAAGAGAUUAUAGAGAAAACUGGAGAUGAAACAAAGAUCAUGGAAGAACAACAAAUUGUGGAAAUUACUGAGACGCCAUUGAAGAAAGUAAUCAAAAAGAAAAAGACAAGAAUCACUGAAGCUGGUGUGCCUGAGGAAGUAGUGGAAGAGAUCGUCAUAGAGAAACCAAAGGAAGAACAGGCAAAACCACUUUUGGAAGAGUUAGAGGAAGCUAAAGAAGAAAAGCCAGAAGUAAUCGAAGUGACGGAAACACCAACAAAGAAAAUAAUAAAGAGGAAAAAGAAGCCAACAAAGAAAGGUGAACCAACUGUGAUAACAGAAGAGAUUAUAGAGAAAACUGGAGAUGAAACAAAGAUCAUGGAGGAACAGCAGAUCGUAGAAAUUACUGAGACGCCAUUGAAGAAAGUAAUCAAAAAGAAAAAGACAAGAAUCACUGAAGCUGGUGUACCUGAGGAAGUAGUGGAAGAGAUCGUAAUAGAAAAGCCAAAAGAAGAACGGCUUAUACCUAUUACCGAUGUAGACGAAUCUGUAAAAAUUUCGGAAGUUCAUAUUACAGAAGCCGUUGAUGUAAAUGCGGAGGUGUCUAUACAAAAGGACGUAGAUGAAGUUCCUCGUUUAAAGAAGAAGAAGAAGAAAGUUCCUAAGAAGGAUGAUAUAGAGGAGUGGGUAGAACCGGAAUAUGAAAAACCGAUUUUAGAGCCAUUACCGGAGAAAAUAGAGAGGGUUCCAAAAAAGAAGAAAGAAAAGAAGCCACUUUCUCCAGAGUUACAGAAAUUGAUACCACAAAAAAUAGAAAGAAAAGAAAUAAAACCGACAAAACUGCAAUAUUCGAAACCUGAAGAAGUUGUUCAAAUUGGUACAAUAAAAUUGCGGAAAGUUACAGUACCAAAGAAGAAAGAACCUAAAGUAGCAAAAAUACCAAAGGUUUUAUUGCGUAGCAGAAUUACGUUUAUUGGUGACUAUCCACCAGAAUUGCAAAAACCAAAGCUUACGCUUCUUGAAGAAAAUCCUGUUCAAGUUGGUAUUCUUUCAAGGAAUGCGGAAGAAGCACUUAAAGUAUUAAAGAAAAAGAUUAAAAAACCGAAAUUACCAGAAAAAGAAAUAACGGAAUUAGAAAAACUGGAUAAGGAAUUUGAGAAAUUGAAGGAGAUUCCUUUAGAGGAAAUAGAAGAUAAGUCAGUAUAUGAGCGUAAGCCUAAGAAAAAGACGGAGGAACCUGAGAAACCACAAAAAUUGGUUAUACAAAAAGGUAAGGUUCCUGCACAGGAAGAACCACAACCAGAAGAGAUUAAAUUAAAGAAAAUACCCGUUAAAGAAAUAGAAGAAAUCGAAGAGACUCCAAAGAAACCAGUAAAAGAAACUACAGAGACAAAAGAACCUAAAGAAAAGAAACGAAAGCCCAAAAUGAAACUUGAACAUGAAGAAUUUAAACCUACUGAAUUUGAUAGGCCAGAGCUCGAAAAGUAUGUACCUGAAGAAGUUGAAAAACCAGAAGAGCCUCAACCAGAACCUACACCAAAGCCUUAUGUUAAAGAGGAACGAAAGAAACCUGAUCAAGAAAUCGAACAAAUCCCAUUAAUCCCAGGAAAACCGAAACCUCCAGAGCCAGAAGAAGAACCGGAAGUAAAGUUCCGAAUACCACAAAAAGAAAAACCAGAAGAAGAACCAGAAACUAUAAAAUUAAAAGGUUGGAAGAAAGAAAAGCCAGAAGAUGAAGUCUCGGAAAAAUUCCCGAGUAUAAAAGCCGAAGCUCUUCCUGAACAUCCAAAAGAUGAAGUAGAUGAAGAUAUAACAAUACGUAAAACGAAGUUGAAAAAACCUAAGAAAAAAGCUCCUCCAGAUGAAUCACCUGAUAAGCAUUUGAUAGAACAGAUUCCUACCCGAGAGGAAAGUCCAAAAGAUAUUACAGUAAUCUUAGAUAAAUCUGAAGACAUUAAGAAAGAAGAAGAAUUAAGUGUACCAGAGGAAGUAAAGGAGAAACCUGUUGCUAAAAAGAAGAAAAAGAAAAUUCCUAAGAAAGAUGAAAUAGAAGAGUGGGUAGAACCAGAAUAUGAAAGACCUGUGUUAGAACCCAUGCCAGAAAAGAUACAAUGGGAACCGACGAAGAAGAAGAAAGAGAAAAAACCGCUACCUCCAGAGCUUCAAAAAUUAGUACCACAAAAAAUAGAAAGAAAGGAAAUAAAACCAACAAAAUUGAAAUACAUGGAGCCACAAGAUGUCGUACAAUUCGGCUCAAUAAAAUUGAAAAAAGUAGCAGUGCCAAAGAAAAAGGAUAGUACAGUAGCAAAAAUUCCAAAAGUUUUAUUACGCAGUUGGAUCACAUUUAUUGGUGACUAUCCACCAGAAUUGCAAAAACCAAAGCUUACGCUUCUUGAAGAAAAUCCUGUUCAAGUUGGUAUUCUUUCAAGGAAUGCGGAAGAAGCACUUAAAGUAUUAAAGAAAAAGAUUAAAAAACCGAAAUUACCAGAAAAAGAAAUAACGGAAUUAGAAAAACUGGAUAAGGAAUUUGAGAAAUUAAAGGAGAUUCCUUUAGAGGAAAUAGAAGAUAAGUCAGUAUAUGAGCGUAAGCCUAAGAAAAAGACGGAGGAACCUGAGAAACCACAAAAAUUGGUUAUACAAAAAGGUAAGGUUCCUGCACAGGACGAACCACAACCUGAAGAGAUCAAAUUAAAGAAAAUACCCGUUAAAGAAAUAGAAGAAAUCGAAGAGACUCCAAAGAAACCAGUAAAAGAAACUACAGAGACAAAAGAACCUAAAGAAAAGAAACGAAAGCCCAAAAUGAAACUUGAACAUGAAGAAUUUAAACCUACUGAAUUUGAUAGGCCAGAGCUCGAAAAGUAUGUACCUGAAGAAGUUGAAAAACCAGAAGAGCCUCAACCAGAACCUACACCAAAGCCUUAUGUUAAAGAGGAACGAAAGAAACCUGAUCAAGAAAUCGAACAAAUCCCAUUAAUCCCAGGAAAACCGAAACCUCCAGAGCCAGAAGAAGAACCGGAAGUAAAGUUCCGAAUACCACAAAAAGAAAAACCAGAAGAAGAACCAGAAACUAUAAAAUUAAAAGGUUGGAAGAAAGAAAAGCCAGAAGAUGAAGUCCCGGAAAAAUUCCCGAGUAUAAAAGCCGAAGCUCUUCCUGAACAUCCGAAAGAUGAAAUAGAUGAAGAUAUAACAAUACGUAAAACGAAGCAGAAAAAACCUAAGAAGAAAGCUGUCCCGGAAAAAAUGGUUGAUGAUGAGACAAAACCGGAUUUAUCUCCAGUAGAAAAAGAACAGACUGUCGUUAUGGUAGAGAAAGUUCCUACUGAAGAAGAAAAACCCAAAGAAACUGAACAAGUGGAAGAUACAAUUACAGAAGAAAUUGUAGAAAAGGUAGUGGUAAGGAAGAAAAAGAAAAAGGUUGAUGAUUUAUCAGAAAAAGAGGAAAAAGUAAAUGGCAUCCCGUUAGGUAAGGAUGAAAUAAUGGAAGUUGCAGAUAUUAUCACUUUAGUGGAACAUAAAGACACGUUAAAUAAAGACAAAACUGUACCACUCUUAACAGCUUUAACUGAUGAUAUAGAAGACACUACACCAGAAACACACGAUAGACCAAAAUACACAAGACCGUUAAAACCUAAAACUGAUGAAAUCGUAUCAGGAGAUAUUGUAGAGAAGACAACAGAAGAGGAAAUUCAGGAAGAAAUUAUCGAAGAAACUCCUACUAAAAAAGUUGUUAAAAAGAAGAAAAAGCCACAGAAAGUAAUCGAUGAAGUCACGGAGGAAAUCGUUGAAGAAUUAAUAAUAGAAAAACCAAAGAAAGAAAAAGUUCAACCUGUCACGGAUGUAACGGAAAGUGCUCAAAUUACAGAAAUUAAAAUAGAAGCUCCUCAAACGAAAGAAGAAACUCUUAUCAUAGAAGAGGAGGAAAUAAUAGAAUCUCCAACGCGUAAAAUUAUAAGAAAGAAAGUUAAACCAAAAUCAAAAGAGAAAGAAGAACAGGUUAUUGAAGAGAUUUUGGAAAAACCAUUAGAAAAAAUAUCGACCAUAGAAAAGAAAGGUAUUGUAGAAAUUGUAGAAACACCUUCGAAGAAAAUCAUUAGGAAGAAAACAACUGUUAUAAAAGACGAUGGUAUUCCAGAGGAAGUGAUAGAAGAGUUUGUUAUAGAAAAACCAAAGGAGGAAAAGGCUAAGCCCAUCGUAGAAGAAGAAAAGAAAGCUAUGGAACAAAUAGUUGAAGUUAUUGAAACUCCAACGAAGAAAGUAAUUAAAAAGCAAAAACCAGCAAAGAAAGAUGAGUCCAUCAUUGUUACCCAGGAAGUAAUAGAAAAAACAGCUGAUGAAGCCAAAAUUAUGGAGGAGCAACAGAUAAUAGAGAUCACUGAAACACCAUCGAAAAAAGUAAUAAAAAAGAAAAAGAGCACGAUUACAGAAUCUGGAAUACCUGAAGAACGAAUUGAAGAAAUCGUUAUGCAAAAACCUAUCACUGCAAAAGCAUUGGAGGAAAUUGUGUCAAAGGAAGGUAUACAAAUAAUAGAAAUAAUAACAGGAUCUUAUAUAGAAGAGCUACCACAGGAAGAAACAAUUUCCCCAGAGGAAGCAACACAAACUGAGCUUAAGGAAGAAAAAGUCAAGGUAACCGAUAUUACUAUUAAAAGAGCACCAAAGAAAAAGAAGAAAGCAGAUGAUAUACAAGAACAAAUAGUAGAGGAACGGGUUGAAGAAAUAGUUUCGAAAAAACCAGAAAAGGAAAAAAUUUCUCCUACCAUUACAACAGAAGACAGCAUACAAGUAACCGAAACAAUAUCAGAAGAUACGACCCAACAAAUUCCAGAAUUAAAAGUUAAGAAAGAUGUUGCAAAAACAGAAGAAAUUAUUGAAGAAAAAAUUAAAGUGGAUAAGAUUUUAGUAAUGAAGGUUCCAAAGGAAACGCAAGAAGAUGUAUUAGAAAUUAGUGAAGUUCCACUCCAAAUAGAAAAAUCAAAGGAAGAGCAGGUUUCUGUUAUUGAAGAAGGAGAAGCAAAAGAAAUUGCAAAGACUACAAAGGUUUCUACUGAAACAGCACCCAAGAAAUCGAAAGUUAAAGAAGUCAAAGAACAACCGGAGAAGGCAAUAGAAGACAUUUCUUCUGAAAAAGUUGCCAAGAAAAAAGCUAAAAAAAUACUCCCUACUCCAUUAGAUGAAAAGAAAGCUGUGGAAAAAGAAGAGGAGAAACCGGAAGAAACAAUUCAAGAAAUAGAAUUGAAAAAAGCAAAACCAGAAAAAGCAACGCCUGAAGUUAUUCCUAUAGAAGGCAUUGAGAUAACAGAAAUAACGACAGAAAUAACUUCACAAGAAUUACCUGAAGAACAUGCGCAAACAGAUCAAGCUCAUCCAAUAUUGAAGAAAGAGGAAAAAGUUAAAGUAACAAAAACACAUGUUCAGAAGUUUCCCAAGAAGCAGAAGGAAGAACAACAAGAGGAUACUGUAGAAGAGCUUAAACUGGAUAAACGAAUCGAAGAAAAACCGAAGUCAACAAUCAUAAUGCAAGAAAGUAUACAAACGACAGAAGUGUUUCCGGAUACAAGGACAAGUGAAAUACCAACAGAGGAGAAACCAAAGAGAGAAAAAGGACUUCCGAUUGAAGAAAAACCAGAGGAAAGGCCUGAAGUAACAGAAGUUUCUGUAAAGGAGGCACCUAAAAAGAAAAUUUCACUACCCGAGAAAGAAGAAAAACCGGAUGUUAUUCCUAUAAAAGAAGAUCUCCCUAAAUCAGUCGAUAAACAAGUUAUAACAGUCCAACCAGAAAAACCAAAAGAAAUAGAGAAAGAAGAAGAAAAGAUUGUAAAGGAGGAAGUAAAGGAGAAAUCUGUUGCUAAAAAGAAGAAAAAGAAAAUUCCUAAGAAAGAUGAAAUAGAAGAGUGGGUAGAACCAGAAUAUGAAAGACCUGUAUUAGAACCCAUGCCAGAAAAGAUACAAUGGGAACCGACGAAGAAGAAGAAAGAGAAAAAACCGCUACCUCCAGAGCUUCAAAAAUUAGUACCACAAAAAAUAGAAAGAAAGGAAAUAAAACCAACAAAAUUGAAAUACAUGGAGCCACAAGAUGUCGUACAAUUCGGCUCAAUAAAAUUGAAAAAAGUAGCAGUGCCAAAGAAAAAGGAUAGUACAGUAGCAAAAAUUCCAAAAGUUUUAUUACGCAGUUGGAUCACAUUUAUUGGUGACUAUCCACCAGAAUUGCAAAAACCAAAGCUUACGCUUCUUGAGGAAAAUCCUGUUCAAGUUGGUAUUCUAUCGAGAAAUACAGAAGAAGCAUUAAAGAUAUUAAAGAUAAAAUAUAAAAAACCGAAAUUACCAGAAAAAGAAAUUACGGAAUUAGAAAAACUGGAUAAGGAAUUUGAGAAAUUAAAGGAGAUUCCUUUAGAGGAAAUAGAAGAUAAGUCAGUAUAUGAACGUAAGCCUAAGAAAAAGACGGAGGAACCAGAGAAACCACAAAAAUUGGUUAUACAAAAAGGUAAGGUUCCUGCACAGGAAGAACCACAACCAGAAGAGAUUAAAUUAAAGAAAAUACCCGUUAAAGAAAUAGAAGAAAUCGAAGAGACUCCAAAGAAACCAGUAAAAGAAGAUACAGAGACAAAAGAACCUAAAGAAAAGAAACGAAAGCCUAAAAUGAAACUUGAGCCCGAAGAAUUUAAACCUACUGAAUUUGACAGGCCAGAGCUCGAAAAGUAUGUACCUGAAGAAGUUGAAAAACCGGAAGAACCUCAACCAGAACCUACACCAAAGCCUUAUGUUAAAGAGGAACGAAAGAAACCUGAUCAAGAAAUCGAACAAAUCCCAUUAAUCCCAGGAAAACCGAAAUCUCCAGAGCCAGAAGAAGAACCGGAAGUAAAGUUCCGAAUACCACAAAAAGAAAAACCAGAAGAAAAACCAGAAACUAUAAAAUUAAAAGGUUGGAAGAAAGAAAAGCCAGAAGAUGAAGGUACAGAGCAAUUCCCCAGUAAAGAAAAGGAAAUUGGCCCUAAACUUCCUGAGGACGAAACAGAAGAGAUUAUUGUAAAGCCUAAAGCCAAGCUAAAGAAACCUAAAAAGAAGCCCGCAGAAGAAGAUUUACAGGAAGAAGUAACGAUUAAAAAACCUGUUGUUGUCGAAGAGGAAAAAGAAGAGAUAACAGAGGAAGUUACAUUGAAGAAGAAACCAAAAGAAAAGCCGGCUCUGGAAGAAAUGGCUGAAGAAAUAGUUUUGAAAAAACCUAAAGAAGAAGAAAAAACUCCAGAAGUAAUAUCUGAAGAGGUAGCAAUAAAGAAAAAACCAAAGAAGAAACCUGUAACUGAAGAAGCUGCGGAUGAGGUCAUAAUCAAAAAACCUAUUGUUGUGGAAGAGGAAAAGGAAGAAGUCGUAGAGGAAAUUAAGUUAAAGAAGAAACCAAAGAAAGAGCCUGUGCCUGAAGAAGUAACUGAGGAAGUUGUCUUGAAAAAACCAGAACCUAAAAAAGAAGAAAAGGCUCCUGAAGAGGUAACUGAAGAAGUGGCCAUAAAGAAAAAACCAAAGAAGAAACCUGUGACUGAAGAAGCUGCUGAUGAGGUCAUAAUCAAGAAACCUGUUGUUGUGGAAGAGGAAAAGGAAGAAGUCGUAGAGGAAAUUAAGUUAAAGAAGAAACCAAAGAAAGAGCCUGUGCCUGAAGAAGUAACUGAGGAAGUUGUCUUGAAAAAACCAGAACCUAAAAAAGAAGAAAAGGCUCCUGAAGAGGUAACUGAGGAAGUGGCCAUAAAGAAAAAACCAAAGAAGAAACCUGUAACUGAAGAAGCUGCUGAUGAGGUCAUAAUCAAGAAACCUGUUGUUGUGGAAGAGGAAAAGGAAGAAGUCGUAGAGGAAAUUAAGUUAAAGAAGAAACCAAAGAAAGAGCCUGUGCCUGAAGAAGUAACUGAGGAAGUUGUCUUGAAAAAACCAGAACCUAAAAAAGAAGAAAAGGCUCCUGAAGAGGUAACUGAAGAAGUGGCCAUAAAGAAAAAACCAAAGAAGAAACCAGUAACUGAAGAAGCAGCGGAUGAGGUUACAAUCAAAAAGCCUGUUGUUGUGGAAGAGGAAAAGGAAGAAGUGGUAGAAGAAAUUACAUUAAAGAAAAAACCAAAGAAAGAGCCUGUGCCUGAAGAAGUAACUGAAGAAGUUGUCUUGAAAAAACUAGAACCUAAAAAAGAAGAAAAGGGUCCUGAAGAGGUAACCGAAGAAGUGGCCAUAAAGAAAAAACCAAAGAAGAAACCAGUAACUGAAGAAGCGGCGGAUGAGGUUACAAUCAAGAAGCCUGUUGUUGUGGAAGAGGAAAAGGAAGAAGUAGUAGAAGAAAUUACGUUAAAGAAGAAACCAAAGAAGGAACCUGUGCCUGAAGAAGUAACUGAGGAAGUUGUCUUGAAAAAACCAGAACCUAAAAAAGAAGAAAAGGCUCCUGAAGAGGUAACUGAAGAAGUGGCCAUAAAGAAAAAACCAAAGAAGAAACCAGUAACUGAAGAAGCGGCGGAUGAGGUUACAAUCAAGAAGCCUGUUGUUGUGGAAGAAGAAAAGGAAGAAGUAGUAGAAGAAAUUACGUUAAAGAAGAAACCAAAGAAGGAGCCUGUGCCUGAAGAAGUAACUGAUGAAGUUGUCUUGAAAAAACCAGAACCUAAAAAAGAAGAAAAGGUUCCGGAAGAGGUAACCGAAGAAGUGGCCAUAAAGAAAAAACCAAAGAAGAAACCAGUAACUGAAGAAGCAGCGGAUGAGGUUACAAUCAAGAAGCCUGUUGUUGUGGAAGAGGAAAAGGAAGAAGUAGUAGAAGAAAUUACGUUAAAGAAGAAACCAAAGAAGGAACCUGUGCCUGAAGAAGUAACUGAGGAAGUUGUCUUGAAAAAACCAGAACCUAAAAAAGAAGAAAAGGCUCCUGAAGAGGUAACCGAAGAAGUGGCCAUAAAGAAAAAACCAAAGAAGAAACCAGUAACUGAAGAAGCAGCGGAUGAGGUUACAAUCAAGAAGCCUGUUGUUGUGGAAGAGGAAAAGGAAGAAGUAGUAGAAGAAAUUACGUUAAAGAAGAAACCAAAGAAGGAGCCUGUGCCUGAAGAAGUAACUGAUGAAGUUGUCUUGAAAAAACCAGAACCUAAAAAAGAAGAAAAGGUUCCUGAAGAGGUAACCGAAGAAGUGGCCAUAAAGAAAAAACCAAAGAAGAAACCAGUAACUGAAGAAGCAGCGGAUGAGAUUACAAUCAAGAAGCCUAUUGUUGUAGAAAAAGAAAAAGAUGAUGAAACUGUAGAGGAGAUUACUUUGAAGAGAAAACCAAAGAAAAAAUUGCCUGUAAGCGAAGAUGUUGAAGAAACUGAGGUUAUUAUAAAGAAAGUUGAGAAACCAAUAGAAAAGGAUGAAGUACGUACUGAUAUAACGUUAAAGAAAAAGAAAGAAGUUAAACCUAAAGUAGAAGAAGUUGGAGCAGAUGAAUUAACGAUCCAACGAACGGAAGAAAUCGAAGUACCAGAGGAAGAAGAAUUGAUCGGAGAAUUCACGUUCAAACGUAAACCGCCGAAACAAGCACCUAAACCAAUUGAAGAAUUGUAUGAAGAUGUUACAUUACGUAAAUUACGUCCAAAAAGGAAACCGAGAACCGACAUUAAAGAAGUUACUGAAAUAGAAAAUGUGACAUUCAGACCACGUCGAACGAAAACUAAAGAAGAUGUUGAGCAAGAGUUUAAAAUCUCAUUGAACACGUAUGAAGAAGAAGAUAUUUCGAUGUCCGGUAAAGUUCGCCUAAAACCGAAAAAACGUGAAAUGACAUAUUCAGAAGAAACUGGAGAAGAAACAAUACGACUUAUUCAAGAAGUUGAAGAUGACUCUGGUCCUAUCAUAGAAGAAAUCAUUGAUGAAUCUGAUGAAGAAGAUAGAGAACAAUAUAGUAUCGAAGAACUUGAAACCGAUGAACUGAAACUUCCUUUGAGGAGGAAAGUAAAGAAACAACCUCGUCCAUACUCUGUAGAAGAAUUCGAAGAAGCGGAUGUUAAAAUGAAAUUGAAACGUGAACGAAAAUAUUCUUAUGAGGAAACAGAUGAAACCUUGGCUUUGAAAUUAAAAGCUAAAAGACGACCAUCUACUUACGAAGAAGAAGAAGCAACACUUAGCAUCACCAGAGAAGAAGAUAUUUUCGAAGAAGAAGUGGAAUAUGUUGUUCGUGAUGGCGAUACGAUGUACUCAAUUUGUUCAUACGUAGCUGAAACAGAUGAAGCAAUUAAUCUUGUUGAGGGUGAAAAAGUAUAUAUAAUCGAUCAUACAAAUCAAGACUGGUGGUUCGUAAAGAAAAACUUAACGGAAGAAAAAGGAUGGGUGCCAGCGCAAUAUCUGUUAGAUGAAGUACAUUAUACGUUAUAUUUACAACGUAAAUUACAUGAAAAGAUCGACAAAUUGCCUGUAUUUGAAAAACCAGCACCGGGAGAGAAGGCAUCUGCUCCAAGAUUUAUUGAGAAAUUACAACCAAUUCAUACACCAGAUGGAUAUACAGUACAAUUCGAAUGUCAAGUAGAAGGUGUGCCAAGACCUCAAAUAACUUGGUUCCGUCAAACAGCCAUUAUUAAACCAUCGCCAGACUUCCAAAUUUAUUAUGAUGAUGAUAAUGUAGCAACUUUGAUUAUCAGAGAAGUGUUCCCUGAAGAUGCAGGUACCUUUACUUGCGUUGCCAAGAAUACUGCAGGAUUUGCAUCUAGCACAACGGAAUUAGUAGUAGAAGCUCCUUUAUCUGACCAUGGAUCAGAUUUAACUGGACCAUCCAGAAAAAGUUUGUCAAGAGAAUCUUCUCUGGUUGACAUUCUCGAAGGAAUUCCACCAACUUUCUCUCGAAAACCUAAAGCAAAAUAUGUUGAUGAAGGUGAUGAUGUGAUACUUGAAAGUCGUCUGGUAGCCGUACCAGAACCUGAAAUCAUAUGGUAUUAUAAGGACACACAACUUACUACCAAGGAAAAUAUCAUCAUUGCAAGCGAAAGUGAUAUGCACAUGUAUUGUAGUGUAGUUAAAAUUUCCAAAGUUCAGAAGAAACAGGAAGGAAAUUAUAAAAUCGUUGCUAAGAAUAGAGAGGGUGAAGCUACCAUCGAAAUACCUUUAAAAGUGAAAACUAGCAAUCAGGAACCACCAGAAAUAUUAGAACCAUUACAAUCGUAUGUUGUACGAGAAGGAGAAACUGUUAUGUUAUCUACUCAAAUUGUUGGUAAUCCAGCACCAAAAGUAGUAUGGUAUAAAAAUGGAAAGCCACUUAAAGAUCUAACACCACAGCAAGAUGGUCAUAUAAAUACAUUGACUAUAAUCCAGCCACAAUUAGAAGAUACGGGAGAAUAUUCUGUUGUAGCUACUAAUAAUUUUGGCAAAGCUGAGACUCAAUCAACAUUGGUGGUUGAAAAAAUACCAAGUGGUGCUCCUGAGCCACCAUUAUUCACUGAAAGAUUCCAAGAACUUACAGUACCUGAAAAGGGUACGUUCAAACUCGUUGCAAAAGUUACUGGAAAUCCUAUUCCAGAAAUAACUUGGUUAAGAAAUAAUGAGCCAUUAGAAAAAUCACCAAACAUAAUAAGAAGCUACGACGGAGAAAACAUUGUUCUUGAGAUUAGAAAUGCUGACUCAGAGACAGAUGCUGGUGAUUAUAAAUGUGUUGCUAGUAAUUCGAUUGGAAAGGCUUCACAUGGAGCUAAAGUUACGGUGGACGUCGAUAAAGUCACAUUUACAAAGAAAUUAAAAGAAAAAGUCACUGUUGACGAAUAUAAAAUGUUGGAACUUAUAUGUGAAACCUCUCAUACAGUAUCCACUACGUGGUGGCAUAAUGAAAAAGAAAUCAGUGGUAUGGAUCAUCGUGAAAUUAUUCAGGAAGGGCGAGUACAUAAGUUAGUCAUCAAAAAGACAAAUGCAAUAGAUGAAGGUACAUACAAGUGUACUGUCAAAAAUCAGACAACGUCUAGCACUGUUACUGUGAAACCUGCUAAACCUGAAUUUACAAGAAAGUUACAAGACUUCGAGGUCAAGGAACGUGAAAUAGCAAUAUUAGAAGUUGAAAUAACAUCUGAGACUGUAGAUGUUGAAUGGUAUAAAGAUGGAGUACCACUGAAACCAAGUACCAAUGAAAAAUUAGAAUUUGUAAAAGAAGGCACCAUAAGAAAAUUACUUAUCAGAAGUACAUCAGUGCAUGAUGAAGGAGAAUAUACAUGUACAUUGCUUAAUCAACAAUGUACAGCUGAAGUUACUGUUGUUGAAUUACCACCAGAAAUCAUUACUAAGAUGCACGAUGUGACAAUAGCUAGAGGAGAGAAAGCAAUUUUCGACAUCGAAUUAACCAAAGGUGAUGCAUUAGUGCGUUGGUUUAAGGAUAAUCAGGAAUUACAGUUUUCUGAACAUGUGCAACUUUCUAUCGAUGGCAAGAGGCAAAAAUUGAAGAUUUACGAUUCAGAACCUGAAGAUGCAGGUGUCUACUCUUGUCAAGUUGGAGAACAAACAUCUUCAGCUAAAUUAACUGUUGAAGAACCUGGUGUAGAUUUUAUUGCCAAAUUACCAGAUGUUACAUUGGUACCAGUGAAUGAAGACGCUUCCUUCUUAAUCGAAAUAUCUCAAUCAAAUAUUCCAGUCACAUGGUUAAGAAAAGGAGAAAUCAUUAGAGAAUCAGAAAAAUAUAUUAUUAUUGAUGAGGGUAAUAUAAAGAAACUCAUUGUGAAGAAAUGUACAACAGAAGAUAUUGCAGAAUAUACAGCUGUUGUAACGAAUGUAAAAACAUCAUCAAGAUUAAAAGUUGAAGUCAUAGAAACACCUCCGAAAAUUAACCCAGAUACUCAGACAAAAUACACAGUGAACAAAGAUGAUGACAUCGAAAUUAUCGUCAAAUUCACAGCAACACCAAUGCCAACAGAUGAAUGGACUGUUGAUGGUCGCAUUGUUACAAAAUCUAAGAGAAUCACUCCUUCGAUAGAUGAGGAAUCUGCUGUCUUAACUAUUACAAAAGUGCAGGAAGAAGACAUUGGUGAUUACAACUUGAGACUCUUCAAUCCACAUGGUGAUGCUUCUAUAGUAAUAACUGUUGCAAUUGCACAACCACCUAGCAAGCCAGGUACUCCAGAGCCUUUAGAAUUAACAAAUGAAAGCAUUACAUUGCAUUGGAAAAAGCCAGAAUCAGAUGGAAACUUGCCAAUCACAGAAUACAUAUUAGAAUACCACGAAAAGACUGAAACUUCAUGGACCAAAGUCACAGAAAAAAUCAUUGAAACGAGUCAUACGGUAACAAAAUUAACAACUAAUAAAGAAUAUACUUUCCGUGUAACAGCUGUUAAUAAAGUAGGCCUUAGUGAACCAUCUUCAGAAACACAAUAUAUAAAAAUUUCAAAGCCAUCAAGAUUAGAGCCACCGAUUAUAUUGGAGCCACUAAAAAGUAUAAAUGUAGGUUUAAAAGAAACUGUAACACUUUCUUGUAUCAUUGGAGGAUCACCAACACCAGAAAUCACAUGGUUCAAGAAUAAUCAACUAUUUGCUGAUACUAAUAUAACUUAUGAAAAUCGUGUAGCAAAAUAUAUAAUCUUGGAAACAACAGAGACAUCUUCAGCAACAUUCACUGUAAAAGCAGAAAAUGAAGCUGGUACAGCAGAAACCACAUGUCAAUUGAAAAUACAAGAGUCACCAAAAUUGAUCGUUGAUGAAACAUUGAUAAAUCAGAAAUUACCUGUAAGUUCUGAAUGGAAAAUUGAUGUUGAAACCAGUGGUUUCCCCACACCGGAUAUAACAUGGUCGAAGAAUAGUCAAAAGAUAAUCGAUAAGCGAGUAUCAACUCAUACUGUAGAGAAAAUUUCAACUAUUUCUAUCAGCUCUAUCAUGAGAGAAGAUACUGGUACUUACACAGCAGAAGCAACUAAUGAAGCUGGUAGUUCUUCUAUAGAUAUUCAGCUCAAGGUUAUAGAUAAACCAGAUAAACCUCAAGGGCCAAUAAUAACAAAAGAAAUCAGGCAAGAUCGUAUUACAAUUGAAUGGAAAGCACCAAUUGAUGAUGGUGGUAUUGAAAUAGAAAAAUAUACUAUUGAGAAAUGUGAAACAGCUAAGAUGAAUUGGAUAAAAGUAGCUGAUGUUGAUAAAGACAUAGAAAGUUUCUGUGUACAAAAAUUACAAUUAGAAGUAGAAUACAUGUUCAGAGUAAUUGCAAAGAAUAUUGUAGGCGCAUCGGAACCAUUGGAAUCUGAGCCAGUAAAGACAAGAAUGUCUUAUGGUCCACCUGGACCACCGAGAGGGCCUUUAGAGACUUCUGGCAUGACCAAAACAUCUUUCACAAUAAAAUGGCAAGUUCCAGAAAAUGAUGGUGGCUCGCCAAUUACAGAUUAUAUCAUUGAAAUAACAGAGUCAACAAAGAAAGCAUGGCAGAAGGUGGGCAACACGAAGGCUGAUGUAACAAACAUAAAUGUAUCAAACCUAAAAACCGAUAUGUCAUACGAUUUUAGAAUAACAGCAAAAAAUAAAAUUGGAAUGGGUGAACCAUAUAUUUCAGAGGAACCAAUUAUAGCUGGAAAGCGAGCAAAAAUAACAAAGCUUACAGAUAGCAGCUUAUAUGCUUUACUAGGCAUAUUUCCACCAUCAAAAAUUGUUAUAAGUAAAACUCCACCAUCUAGUCCGCUCAAUGUUCGAGUAAUAAACUUUACAAGUAAGAGUGUAACACUUACAUGGUUUCCGCCAGCUAAUAAUGGAGGAACUGAACUUACAGGCUACAUUAUCGAAAAACGACCAUUAAUUGGCAAAGGUGCACGAUGGAUAAAGGUCGUUACUUUAGAUGCUACAACUCACCAAUAUUGCAUUGAAAAUUUGAAGGAAAGUGAAUUUUUAUUUAGAGUAUUUGCUGAAAAUUGUAUGGGUCUCAGUAUACCUACGAAUUCAGAGCCAGUUACUCUUAAGACACACGCUACUGUACCAUCAGCACCUACCGCCCCAUUAGAAAUCAGACAAAUAGCUGCAAAUACAGUGGUUAUAGAAUGGGGUAGACCAGAAUCUGACGGUGGUGCACCUUUAGAAGGGUAUAGAAUUGUUAUGAGGGAUGCUAAAAAGACUAUGUGGAUUGAGGUAGGACGAGUCAAGGCUGAUAUACAAAAGAUAAAUAUAAAAGACCUUCAAGAAAAUCACGAGUAUCUUGUGAGAAUCUAUGCUAGAAACGAGGUUGGUCUAAGUGAACCAUUGGAAUCAGAUGAACCUUUCAAGAUACUACCAACUUCAGAAUUAUCAGUGGUGGAGCCUAUUGCAGAAGUCACAGACAAAGGUGAAACUGCGUCUGUGAGUUUUAGCACGGAAAAUACAAGUUCCUGGCUCCGAGAGCAUAACAUGGAUGCUGAUAUUCAUUCUUACGCGAGAGGAAGACUUCUUAGAAGAGAUGAAUACUUUUUCCGCAUUUGGCAUUAUGCUAAGAAACUAUUCGAAUAAGCAUUUCUACAAUUUCUAAACGGUUAUCCUAUUAUUUCUACGAGAAUUUAUCGCUUAUCAAGACCGCAUCUGAUGCUUAUUUUCUCAUCAAAUGCAAGGAAGAAAAAAAAGAAAAAAAGAAAAAAAGAAAAAAAAAAAAAAAAAAAGAGAGAAAAAACCUAAUAUGUCAAGGUUAGAAAGGAGAGGGGAUAUAUCUUUUUUUGAUCAUAGAAAUGAAUGAAAAGAAAGAGAUAAAAACGAAGGAGAAUCUAUGGGCUUUCUUAAAAGCUAACCAACAAUGUCACUUAUAGAUCUUCCAUAAAAGCAUGAUAGGUUAACUUUCUUUUCUUUGUUGUUUUGUGAAUUAAAACAGGAGACUGGACGAAUGUAGAAACUAGUCAGAAUAUAGGGAUUACAUCGUUAUUUUCUAACGAAGUAAGAUUUUUCGAAAGAAAUGCAAUUAUCAGAAUUUUGUAAAUAAUCUUUUUCCGAAAGAUCGUCAGGUUGAACGAAAAAUAGUCACAUUCACGAGUCUGACAAGAAAGGAGAAAACGUUUAUCAAAAUGAGAAAAAAAGAAAAAGAACGACGAAAUAAUAUUUUAAAAGGAGAAUGACUAGGCGAUUAGACGAUAGCAUGGAAUUAACCUUUAAAAAGAACUCCUCUUAUAGAAAGAUGUGAUACGAAUGAUACGAUAGUUGAACGGUUGAAUAUCGAACUAUCCUUUUUCCCUUUUUCCUUACCUUUCCUACCCACUCCUCCCUCUAUGUCUCCGGCCAAGAAUGUUGCAAGCGGUAGGCAAUGUUCACUCACUUAUUUAAAGUUUUUGGGAGGAUUACUUUAAGUAUUUAUUAUUAAUCUAUAAUCUAUAUUUAUAAUAUUAUUUGUUAUCAUUGCCGAUAGGUUUAUUAAAUAAUUAUUGAUUAUCGUCGAUUAUCGAAUCGACAUUUUAAAGGACUGAUCGUAACAGUCGAAUUAAACGAGAGAAAUGUCAUGCCUCGUUGGUAUUAUCGUGAGACGUAAUAAAUAUAGGUGCAAAACAAUAUCACUGAUAUACCAGCGACGUGUCGCAUUGCUCGUAAUUACAUUGUAAAAUAUUUUACGAAUUAAAUUAUGACAAAUUAUAAAUAUA